Molecule: messenger RNA, 80511 nt
Organism: Pelobates cultripes (western spadefoot toad)
Lineage: Eukaryota; Metazoa; Chordata; Amphibia; Anura; Pelobatidae
Source: the annotation of a GenBank genome assembly
AUGAGUAUCAAUGGUGGAUCGCAUACUCGGAUCAACACUCUAGGACGACUUCAUAGAGCAGAUUCUGGUCAGGAUCUCAUUGGCAUGAACAACCAUCACAAGAGGUUGCCCUCCUCGGCGUACCCCCAGAAGACGUUGUACACACAACAUUACAGCACCAGUGAAACCAUUGGAGAUGGCUAUGGGUAAGGCAUACGGGUGACAGUGGUGUACAUGCAUUUAUCUUACACGGAUUGUCUUGGCAUUUUAAAACCAGAAUAUCAAUCUAUUUGGCCUGAUUUUUGGUAUAAUUUCAUGGGUGCUAUAAUGGAAUAUCUGUCUUUCUAUAGCUCGAGGAUGGUAUAACUUUAACCAAGCUUUUAGAACUCUUCUUUGUGUCAUGUAAAUUAAUUAUCCUUUGAGUUGGGCCAAAGCAAUUUUUAUGUUAACCCUCCUAUUCACAUUGGUCUUUCUGGGUUACUAAAUUAUUGAAAACGUUUAAAAACAACAUUUGAAAUUCACACGUUAAGGCAGAUAUUCCUUAAAUUCAGUAGAUGGCCUGCAAAUAAUGGGACUUGUGUCUUGGCAUCAUCUGGGUUGCCACAGUUUGAGAUGCCUACCUAUGGUUUGUGUAACCGCUCUGCAGGAUCUGUAGAUACUCUAAAUAUUAAUGAUAACUGUUUAUACGUAUUCUUCAUCUUGUUUCAGUCUGUUACAACUUGUUUGGGUUGGUGUUUUAGUCAGAAGUGAUUAUGCAUUUUAUAAAUCGAACAUUUGUCACACAUGCGAAAGUAGUUGAUAUUGCUUUUCUUAUUCUUGUAUACAUGGUAUCAACAUUUUAUCAUUGGAAUUAGCAUGUGUGCAACUAAAACUCUCCAUUAUUAAUUUGUUCACUUCCUGGUUUAAUAUAUGAGCAAAUCUCCACAACCAUACUAGUUCCUCCGUUCCCACGCAACCUUUUGUACAAAUGAAAAAAUAUACCUCCAUUUUCAAAUGAUACAACGCAGCACAGAAUGCUUGUUAAACUGGUCCAUCCAGUGGUAGGCUUGCAGUUGUAUUGUGGAUUUCUGUGUAUGUGUUGUAUAUUGGGCCAUAAUCUGACAGUGAUUCUGUGUAAAGCUGCUUUAUAUAUAAAAGUGUUUCCUAUAAAUGUCACCUGUAAAAAAAAAAAAAAAAAAAAAAGUGUUUCAGCUAUUUGUGCCUAAGUACGGCAGCAUUUUUUGAAGUUGUUACAGAAAAUAUACACUGCAAAGCUGCGUUCAUAUCUUUGUUGCUCAGGAUCAAUGCCUAAUAUCCAGAGGUAACCUAGGGAAUGAAGACUCGGCUGGUGGGAAUUCUGCAUUUCAUUACUCCCCUUUUUCAGUGUUGAUGUAAUUUUGUAGGCUUGUUUCCUUUUGCUGUAUUAGAAGCAUUUUCUGAACAAAAAAAGUUGUAGGUGAUGUUUCCCUCCCCCCUCCCCCCACGUAGGUGGAAUGCACAGGUCAGUUUGCCUGCUCCAUGAGAUCACUUCAUUAUAGGUGUAGUGACUGUGGUUCUUGUACUUCCCUGGAAGGGAGUUUUGUGUGUAGGAGGGUUUUGUUGAAUUUCUCCAUUUCCCACCAGAUAAGCACUGUUUUGCUAAUAUGCUGAUACUAAUUAUGAUUCACUGUACAUCUUUGGACAUGAAGGCCGUCUUUAUUCAUGCUUGUAGUCUGGGACUGAAUAAAAUAUCAGGCACCAAACCUGCGGUCACACGCUUUUAGAUAGUGCCAUGAAAAUCAUUCUUUAGAAUGUGUGUAUGUAUAAAUAUAUAUUUUUUUCCUUCUUUUGUCUUAUUGCAGAUACAAAAACAUAAUGUACACAAAUACUUGUUUCAAAGCUUUAGUCUUUUUGUUUCUCUGUAUCAGGAAAUAUAUACUAUUUUUCUUUUUAGCUCUUACCUAUACUAUUUGUGGCAUGUUGCCACAGAAAUUAAUUAGGAUGGCUCAAUCGUGCGCAAAUCAGCGGUAAAAAACAUCAUUUUUGUUUAUAUUCAAAAGCUGUGCUUAAAGGUUGAAAGAAAAGGCAAAACAAACAAAAAAAGAAACUUGUUAAAUUUUUGUUGGCAGCAAAUCUGGUGUGGGAAUGCUUAUUGUAUCCCAUAAAUCUUUGGCCUUAGAGCUGCAUAAUUCACAACUUUUUCAAUGGUCAAAGAGAGACCUUUUAAUUAUGUGGGUGGGGGGGAAUCUAGGGGUGAAGCUGUUCUUAUAAUUUGUGAUUUACUAAGAAGGUAUGCGACUAAAAUGUUAUUUUGGAAAAAGUAUAUAUAUUUUGUUUACACAAGCCAUCUUUUAAAUACAAUUUUUUUUUUCUACUUUAAAAAGACAUUACUGUGCGUAUUAUUGCUGUGGGACUCUGGUUUAACCCCUUAAGGACCAAACUUCUGGAACAAAAGGGAAUCAUGACACGUCACACAUGUCAUGUGUCCUUAAGGGGUUAAAACCAUACACCAAGAGUACUAUUGAGCAAAUACAAAACAAGGACAUUUGGAGAAAAAAAAAAAAACAUGCAUUUUAACCCAAUAGAGGGACUAAUUAAGGAUGCUUAGAAGGAAUGCAGUAUUUAGGAAUAGGUAAAUGGAGACAUAAUCAAGGACAUUGUGUGAAUCAUAACAUAUACAAAGAGAAUAGAUACCAGUAGGGAAGUAUUUAAUCAAUGUUUAUUUUUAUUAACAUGAAGUUAAUAUUUUCUUUUUAUUCACUCUGAGCAGAGUGACCUAAAAUUGCUUGAAAAUUUCUCUUAUAAAUUUACCACUGGUAAAAUAAUUAUUACUGCCCCUAGUAUAUUCACAAUGUAACCGCUUCCAUCUGUUCUUUUAUCAAAUCACAUUACACCAUUAUGCUGGUAUUGGAGAGCUCACUGGCUUCUUCACAAGAACCCCACAGAUGCCGUAGAAUUGUGCUGCCAUAAACACUACGUUGAGCUGUGAUUGUUAUUUUGCUUAUGAUCAUUUUAAUGAGACACCCGUUACUGGCUAUUUGUACGUUUAUUUUGUCACAUCUGUAAAUCCUCUAAUUUAUGGUUAAGUGCAUAAAAAUAUAACCUCCUUUACUGUCGCUUUUUAUUGAACUAUGAUCUCAGUGGGGGCGGAGGGGAGGCAGCCAUUUUGUUUAUCAAGACAAUUUCUACUCAUUAAAUUGUUCUUCUCCAUUGAGCCUGUUUCUGGCAGCCUUUGAGAAAGAAUUGGAGGUGAGUUAGUAAUGGCAGUUUAGCUUUGCAUGCCACUGAACUUUGACCUGCUGAGAGAAACUCCAUAAAACAGAUCAAAACAAUGACAUCAGCACAAAAAAGAGAAUUUAAUACAAAAAACAAUGAAAGGGCAAUAGUGUGUGUGUGUGUGUGUUUUUAUAUAUAUAUAUAUAUUAUAUAUAUAUAUAUUUAUUUUCUGUUGGAAAGCAAUUAGUGUAUCACUGCAGAUGGAAUUUCUGAGUACAAGAACAUAUAGCAUUAUCAAUUUAUCUAGAAUGAAUUUUAAUAAUAAAAUAAGGCUUAAAGGACCACUAAAGUGCCAGGAAAACAUACUCGUUUUCCUGGCACUAUAGUGCCCUGAGGGUGCCCCCACCCUCAGGGUCACCCUUCCGCCCGGCUCUGGGGAGAGGAAGGGGUUAAACACUUACCUUUCUCCAGCGCCGGGCGGGGAGCUGUACUCCUCCUCUCCUCCUUGCGCCUCUAGCGGCUGUCAAUGAGACAGCCACUAGAGGCUCUGGAGGCUGGAUUAACCCUCAGUAUAAACAUAGCAGUUUCUCUGAAACUGCUAUGUUUAUAAAAAAAAGGGUUAAUCCUAGAGGGACCUGGCACCCAGACCACUUCAUUAAGCUGAAGUGGUCUGGGUGCCUAGAGUGGUCCUUUAAGAAAAUAGUAAAAAUAAAUAAAUUAACAAUAAAACCAAAUCACAAAUCUACAUACAACUGUUCCCUUAGCCACCCACACUAAAUAAAUCUAAUGGUACAUUUUGCUGUGUAAUUGAGUCAUAUAGUACCAGGAUCCAACCCAUUAACAAAUGCACAGGACUGUAAGCAAUUAUAUUAUAUUGUGCUUUCUUACAGCAUCUAGACAGAGGAUCGCAAUUGUGAGCAAUACAUCUUGCAAUAUUUGUAAACUCAGACAGGUGGUAUCACAGGUGUGAUGAUGCAUACUCUCAAUAUUAAUAUAUAUUAAUAGUGUACCUAAAAAAAUUUUUGUACAGAUAAAAACAGACAUUUAUGUGCAUCUCUUUUUUUCGCAUUUACUUGUCUCAUAUAUCAUUGAAUUCUCCAUAAACCCGCUACAUUUCUCUUUAAUUGCUUAUAAGGACAAUUAUUUAGCCAUCCAGCAGGCAAUGCUGAGCAGACGUCUGCCAAUCUGCCCCUCUGUCACUUGUUGUUUUGGGUUUUUAUUUUAUUUAAAACAUUUUUUCUUAUAUUCUUUAUUUUUGUGCAUGAAUACAUGGAUAUUGCUCAUAUACAGUAAGAAAGGCAGUGUAGAAAAUUAUAUCCAGCAUGUAAUACAAUGGUCCGCAUAAUUUUUACAUUUUUAUUUUUCGUAAAGUAAGAUAACGAGAGUACUAAGGAAAAACAAAACAAUGGAGCAUAACAAUUGCAUUAAAUGCCUAGUUAGUAAUAAGUAAGUGGUGAGACAAACUAGACUAGCUGAUCUGUUCAGCAUCACAAGGUUACCACCCCAUAGGCCCCUCUAUUUGGAUGGAAGAAAGGUAUAAUAGAUUAGUGGAAAGGCAUAAUAGCACAAAAAGCGGUAAUUUGCCCACAAUUAAAGGAGUAGCUUGUACAUCAGCAGUUCUCUGCAGGGUAGGCUUGCAUGGCCCAAAGAGAGCCGCGUCAAGGCCCCCCGAUCACACUUCAGUUGAUGCCUGUUCUGGGCAGGAUACAGUCCGUAGUAUGAUGCUGUGGAGACGUGUGCUUCAAUCACUUGUGACAAAUUGGUAGAAUGAGCGGUCAGUCCAUGCGGUAUGCACAGUGCUUCCCAUUGCUCUGCAGGUGUCACACUGAACACUGCUCGUGGCUUGCUGUUGACCCGCUUCUGUGUUGUGCCAUGUGAUGUUCACUUUUGGUGCUGCCGGCGUGGUCUGUGCCAUCGGGAACAGGCAGUCAUUGGGCCCAAAGCUUCUCAUCUGCCCCAGGGCCGCCACGCUACCCUUGCAGGUAAGGGAUAUGAUGGGACUUAUGUAGCAGGCUGGAGACACCUCACUGCAGCUCCCUUUCGAACCUGUCAAAGAUGGUGUCCAGCCUGGACUAUGGUGCGUCAGGGGACAUGCAGCCUCCGCCAUGUUAGGUAAGUUUGGGGUUGAGUCGCAGAGUUUAGCAGGACCACAAGUCUCCCAUGGAGUGUAGGGACUAACAAGGUGGGUACCGGGAUUACCCCCACCGGUGCAGAGAGGGGGUAGCGGGGCAUCAGCUCUUUGGUGAUUCAGGUUGGCACACAUCAGGCAAGGAAAUCGGCAGCGUUUCCCUACUACUGCGCUCGCCAGGCCUCGCACUCAAUUUGUGAAGUGCCGUCGUCCGACUGCUGCAAGCAACCGCCGAGCUGGUCAAUAAUGCAGGAUAGCUAAGAGUCUUGGAUUGCUCCGGGUGAAGUGUAGACGGCAAGGGCGACUGGACCAAAUCAAGGCAUAUAUGAGGAGCUCAGUGUAAACACAUCCAGUUGCCAUAGUGGUCAGUCCCUGCCCCCCUCUGUCACUUAUUUUAUACUUUCCUCCACACUCUGCUUAAUACCUGCCUUGAAUCUUGCACAAUAAGUUAUUUAUGCCACAAUGAAAUGGACACUAUUGUCACCAAACCACUUUAGCUUAAUGAAGCAGUCGUGGUGAAUAGACCAUGCCCCUGCAGUCUCACUGCUCAAUUCUCUGCCAUUUAGGAGUUAAAACACUUCCUGUAAAGAGUCCUCUAAUGUUUACACUUCCUUUAUUGCAAAUUCUGUUUUAAUUUAGAAUUUCUCUUACUCUGUUAAUGGCUUGCUAAACCCUGCAGGUACCUCCUGUAUGUAAUAAAGUUUAAUAAACAGAGCAGGCGAUAAUAACUUCUAAAGUAAAAGUUACAUUGGAUUGAAAAUGAAACAAUUUUUUUUAUGCAGACUCUGUGAGACCUAGCCAGAGUAGGUGGACCCAGGGCUGCAUGAACAGGAACAAAAGUGAUUUAACUCCUAAAUGGCAGAUAAUUGAGCAGUGAAACUUCAGAGACACAAUCUAUACACCAAACUACUUAAAUUAAGAUAAAGUUGUUUAGGUAACUAUAUAGUGUCCCUUUAAGGGGACACUGAAAAUACUUACCGCUAUCUACCACUUUGUAUGAAAAUUUGCUCAGAACAAUAACCAGCCUGAAAUGUUUGUUCUGACUGGCUAAUGAUUUUGCCAAAAGUGGAGUUACACUUCUGGUAGCAAAGGGGUUAAACUUCACGUGGCUAUGUUGCUUUUCAAUUGUAGAGCUAAAUAUAUGUAUGCUUUCUAAAAGAGAAUUUGAAAACCUACAAUAAAACUUUGUGGAAUUUGAAGGCAGAAUGCUUGGGGGUAGGGUGGGGCAAGAAGGCCGUUGCAUUCUUUUAUGGUACACAGUCUGCAAACAAUCUGUAGUGGGGUGAAGAAAUACUGACCGAAGUAAUGAAUCUCUCCAUUCACAUUCUCCUUAGAAAUGCUGGCAAAUUUAUUUUGUGAACUAAGCAUAUCCUUGGAUACUUUCAAAAGGUGCCUGACCUUCUCUGUGGAGGCAUUAGUGGCUGCUGUUUCUGUAACCUCACAUUCCAGGACUGCCUUUAACAAAAUAAUCUGUUACACAAAACUGCAGUUGCAGGCUUUUGAAAAUAAAGUUCUGUGCAAAAUAGUUAAAGGGACACUAUAGUCACCAGAAGAACUGCAACUUAAUGUUGUUGUUCUGGUGAGUAUAAUAGUUCUCUUCAGGCAUUUUUUAAAAAAAAUUUCAGAGAAAAGGCAGUGUUUACAUAACCUCUAGGGACACCUCCAAGUGGCCACUGGAGGUGCUUCCUGGGUCAGUGCUUUCAAAAAAGCAACCCUGAUGUUCAGCGUCCCCACGCUCUGCAUGGAGAAGCUGAUUUUUUCUCAUAGAGAUGCAUUGAUUCAAUGCACCUUUAUGAGGAUGUCCUUAUUGGCCAAAACAGGAAAGCAUUGGAUUGUCUAAAAAUCGUCCAUUUUUAUGAUGUCACAAAGGGAGCGGAACCAGCGUCGGCUGGAAAUAAGGUGAGUUUUAAACUUUUAUAGUGGGGCUAAGGGAGGGCAUGCCUCCUAAAUGGUGGGUUAAACACUAUAGGGUUAGGAAUACCUGUUUGUGUUCCUGACCCUAUAGUGUUCCUUUAAAAUAGCCCUCUCUUAUAUCUCUCUCUCCUUCCUUUAUUUAAAAAAAAAAAUAAAAAAAAUAAAAAUUUUUUUAAACCAGUGUAUUAUAUAACUCGAGUACUGUAGUAAUCUAUGCUUUACUCACUGAACACUGAAUUGUAGGGAAUUGAAAGCAACUGCAGAAUUUAGGCCAACAUUUAUUCGCAAUCUGACUAGGAACCUGCAAUUAGAAAUUUUGCUUUUUAGUUUAAAAAAACAAAGUUGCUUUAUAGGAGACAUUCAUUUUAUAGAGUGACACCUAACCACCUUAAUGGACUUGUGAAAUGUGACUCUGGGGAAAUAUUUAUGGUAAAGUGCAGAUAAGAGGACACAAUGGACCAAUCAUUACCAUCCAUACAUGGGUCAAUACCUAGAGGUUUAAUAAAAGUACAUGACCGUUUAUCUAACAAUGCAUAUCUAGGAUAUAUAUUGACUCCAUCAUAAUUUUUAAACACAUUUUUGUCUUUGAGCCCAAUGUGGAGUUAUUUUUUUAUUUAUUUUAUUUUUCUUCCUUUUUUCUCAAUUAUAUUAUGUUUGUAAACAUUUAAAAAUUGUGCAUAUCCUCAAAUACAUGGACUGUGCAAGAUCUACAACUUUUGUUGUUGUUGUUGUUGGUGCCCUUGGCAAAACUUAUAUUUUAAUCCUAUACAGUGACAGAACUAAUACAGAGAGGGCCCAUAUUCAGGGAAUAUAAAAAGGCAUUUAAAAAAGAAAAUGAGACAUUAAAAAGAACAAAACAAAUAACCUACAAAAAAAAUAUAGACCUGAUGAAUUGCUCUAGGUCUUUUUUGUUUUUAAAUACAUUUUUUAAUUUAUAAUGCCCCAUUGGGAAUUAAGUCCGCCUCUCCCCCUCCCCCUCCCCAUUAUAAAAACCUAUUUAAAGCACAAGGUGAAUCUCUUCACGCUGGUUUUCAAACCUUGUUGACAUCAUAGCUUCCCUAACAUGCGAGAGCUUGAAGCCAGUUCAUCAAGGGAGUAAAUAUUUGGAAGAAAAAUGAAAAAAUCUUGGUUGUUAACCAAGCAUUGUUGUUAUUUUUUUUCAUGUGUAAUGCAUGAAUCACUGUUAUCAUACAGUGAGAAAUAAACAACUUAUUUAUAACUGCCUAAGGACAGAGAAAUACCCAAUUAUUGUAUUCUUUUUGUUUUGGUUGUAUAUGUAUCUAGCUUAUUGAAUUGUAGUGCAUCCUCCACUUAAAGAAACUUUGUAUAUUAUUCUUCAGCUUUUCAGGUUGGAGACUGUUAUCCUCAGGAAGGGGAGUGGUGUUUACAAAAGAUUCAAAGAGACAGCCUUAUAGCACAGGUAUCUGCAGAAAUAGUAAGCGGUACAAUUAAAUUUCUCCAACAAAGGCCCUGGGCUGGAUGUGUUUUUUUCAUUUUUGUAUUUCAAAAAGAUUUUGUUUGUUUGGGCCGUGGCUGACUGCACAGCAAGAAAGACAUGCUUUUGAGGAGCACUGUCCCAGAGCAUAAAAGAAAAAAGAGAAUUAUGAUUGAAAAGCUUCAAAAGCCACUCCGUUUAUUGCCUCCCAAACAGUUGACACUAUGGGGAGCAAAAAAAAAAAGGACCCAAGAGGCAUGUAAAUUUCCAGACAUAAGCCUUUCUUUUGACAGGCUUACACCCCUGGUUCUUACUAAGAUGGCACCUGCGGAGCUAAGCAAGAAGGAGGCUUCAGAGGCAUCCUGAGUGGCCCCUACAGUGAGUGCGACUCAGAGGAAGACUCAUCAACAGCACUGAAAGGAGAUGUAAAAAAUGUAUUGCUGGAAUUGAGACGGGUGUGGAAAGCAGACCUACUAGGAACAAAAGCUGAACUGGGGACCCUGCGUCAAGAUUACCGAUGUGCAGUCUAGAGAAAAUGCCAGGGAACAAAGGAUGCAGAUCACCCAAGACUAGUUCCAAGACCUCUCCCAACAAGUCUAGAGACUUACCAGAACAGUAACAGUGCUGGAAGAACAUCCGCCUCAGGGGGGGUGCCAGAAACAAUUGGAGGAGAUGCCUUACUACCUUUUCUCCUACGACUACUAACCUCCAUGGGUGUCAAGGAAGGUGCCAACAAGGGCAAAUGUAACCUUGGCGUUCCGAAUCCGAAAAACUGCAGCUGCUCCUGCUUAUGCUCCAAGAGACACAUCGCAGUGACAAAAAACAUAGCGGUUCGGUCCGCUGUAAUGGCCCGUUCUAGAGAGCUUGGUGUGUGCUUUGAGGGCUGUAAUGUAGCUAUCUGAGACACCAGCUGCUAGACAGUUAUGAGAUGCUGCAAUUAAGUAUAGGUGGGGGAUAGGCGGCUCACUAGUAGUUCAGCAGGGAGUCACCCUAUGCUCAUCUGUGGACCAGACGAUCUUGCUCUUGCGUCUGAAUUUGCUUAAAUCCAACCAAAUAGAAGCCCGUAAGGCUGGAAAAAGCGCAAAGUGCUGACUCAUACUACUGGUUAUACUGACUAGCUGACUCCUACACUAUUGAUGCUGCACAAGGAUUUUAGUGUUCAUUCACAUAGCCUAAAGACCACAGUAUUGUGUGAGAAUAUAGUUAAAAGGACACUUUACUCACCUGAACAACUUUUAGCUUAAUGAAGCAGUUUUGUUGUAUGGAACAUGCCCCUGCAGCCUCACUGCUCAAUCCUCUGCCAUUUAGGAGUUAAAUCCCUUUGUUUAUGAACCCUAGUCACACCUCCCUGCAUGUGACUUGCACAGCCUUCCAUAAACACUUCCUGUAAAGAGAGCCCUAUUUAGGCUUUCUUUAUUGCAAGUUCUGUUUAAUUAAGAUUUUCUUAUCCCCUGCUAUGUUAAUAGCUUGCUAGACCCUGUAAGAGCCUCCUGUAUGUGAUUAAAGUUCAAUUUAGAGAUUGAGAUACAAUUAUUGAAGGUAAAUUACAUCUGUUUGAACGUGAAACCAGUUUUGUUUUCAUGCAGGCUCUGUCAAUCAUAGCCAGGGGAGGUGUGGCUAGGGCUGCAUAAACAGAAACAAAGUUGUUUAACUCCUAAAUGACAGUGAAUUGAGCAUUGAAAUUGCAGGGGAAUGAUCUAUACACUAAAACUGCUUUAUUUAGCUAAUGUAAUUUAGGUGACUAUAGUGUUCCUUUAAGCUACAAAUAAAAGCUCCUACGUAUUUUACUUUGUUUCUCCUUCAGUAGUUUCUCCCUCAACCUACCUACUGAUUAUUUAUACCUUGGGGUCGGGCACAUGCCAAACCAGUUAACCAUAGCUCAUGACACAAGUUACAGGCCACUCAUAUAAAGAUUAAAAUUGCCAAGAUCUGUGUAAUGCCUCUUACAUAAUUUAUUAUACCAUUGUUAUCAUCAUCUUUGGCUACUCUAUUACUGCAAAACAGUUGUAUUUUGUAAGUGUAAACUACAAUCAAAUACAAAUAGGGAGGAAAAAAGAACUGUGUCCAUAAAUGUUGCCUACCAUUGUUGUCAUUUGGCGGAAGCCAGGAAAAUCUCCAGACACUAAAUUCUGAAUAUUCAUGAAUUAAAUCUGAAUGUGAAAACUGUGGCAAAAAUUUGCUUAUCUCUAAAAAGAAGAAAAAAAUUAGAGCCUUAACUUGGCUAUUUUUGCUCUAGUAGUUCCAUUCAGAUUUAAUUAUUUAAAUUCUGAGUUUAGUGAAUAGCCUGUAAGUGUCAAAAUCUGAGUCUCUGAUUAACACUGAUGGUGAAAUAUCUGCUAAAUUGUUUGCAAAUUGAUAUUGACAGCUAUCAUUCCUGAUGAUCUGGAGGACUUUGUGUGGGUUAGCCUACGACGACAGAGAAGUUUGGAAUUUUUUACAUCUUUUAAACAAAUCACAUAUGGGUGGCGUAGUAAUUAAUGUCUUUAAUGUUGAAAAAGCAUUUUCAUGUCUCUGAUAAUUCCUUGAGAUAAUCUUUACCGAAUCUAAAAGCCUAUUUCCGAAUGAUAGGUAUGGUGAAGGCACACUCCUUGAAAUCCCCACCCGAGUGGGUUCUCUUGGACUCUUUAAGCUCACUGUGGACAAGAGUGCAAUAUUUUAAUCUUUUACUAAAACACACCAGACAACUUCUAUCCAACUUUCUCCAGACCAUCCAAUUAUCCUUGAAAACCUGGUACACUUAGUGAUAUAACUUGUGUAUUCAAAACCCCAUCUAUGUGGAAACACCAAUACGUGUUUCUCUCUUUUUUUUUUUUAUAUCUGCAUUUGAUUGUAGGCCUUAGUUUGCAGCAGGAAUUGCUCACCUGUUCCAGCUCCGUGUGUAUGGGAAAACCGAUCAUUUAUACGUUUUGAUAUAAAAUAUAACCUGAGACCCACAGCCUUGCUCUUAUACAAAUCCAUUUAUGAGAUCUAUAUCACUCAGAAGCCGUGAUCCUCUAAAGGCGUCUUAUUCAAGUUUUUAAUAGGGUGUCCAUUCUUAAAAUGUUAUCGACCUGUUAAAUGUUUCCCCAUAUUGUCCCGCAUAUAUUAAAUCUGGUAAAGACAUUGGAUGUGAAAAAGAUUAGGUGUGUUGAUGCAGCUAUUACAGAGCAUAGAGUGUAGACAAACUAUACUUUCCAUCUAGAACAAAUCUAGAAGACCGUCUACAGAUGGUACCUGGUCCUGAUCAAAUUGACCAUAUGAAAACAAACACACUGAUCAGCCACAACAUUAAAACUAUCUGCCUAAUAUCGUGUAGGUUCUCCUUGUGCAGCCAAAACAGCUCUGAUGCAUUGAGGCAUGGACUCUCCAAGAUCUAUUACCAUGUCCUGUGAUAUUUGUCACCAAGACCUUAUCAGGUGAGGCCUCCAAGGAUCAGAUUUGUUGUUUCAACACCUCCUACAGAUGCUCAAUUGGAUUGAGAUCAUGGGAAUUUAAAGGCCAAGGCAACAUCUUGAAUGGUUUGUAAUGUUCCUCAAACUAUUCCUGAAUAAUUCUUGCAGUGUGCACAAUCCUGCUGAAAGAGCCCACUGCCGUCAGUGAUCACCAUUGCCAUGAAGGGAUGUACGUGGUGUGCAAACAAUCUCUAGGUAGGUGGUACAUGUCAAAGUAACAGCGACAUGAAUGCCCAAGGUUUCCCAGGAAACCAUUGCCCAGAGCAUAACACUGCCUCCGCCGAUCUGAAUUUUUCCCUUAGUGCACCCAACUGCAUUCUCUUCCCCAAGUAAAUGAUGCACCCGGCCAUUCAUCUGGGCUAAAAGAAAACCUGAUUCAUCAGACAAGGCAACUUUAAAAAAAUAAAUUGCACUGUAGUCCAAUUCUUAUGUCCCCAAUGAAGACACUUUCAGCAUUUGACCGGUCUGUAGUUACGCAGCAACCUAGGCCGCACUGUGUGUUCUGACACCUUUCAGUCAUGGCCAACAUAUUUCAGGUAUUCUAGCUACAGUAGCUCUUCUGUGUGAUUGGACCAGAUAGGCUAGCUUUCGCUCCCCACGUGCAUCAGUGAGCCUUGGACGCACAUGAUUCUGACAGCAGUUUAUUGUUUUGUUUCAUCCUUGCACCUCUUUUGGUAGGUAUUAACCACUGCAUACCAUGAACACCCCUCUAGAUUAGCGGAUUUGAAGAUGCUCUGACUCAGUAAUCUAGCCAUAACUAGUUGGCCCUUGUCAAAGUCACUCAGAUCAUUUUGCUUGCCCAUUUUUCCUGCUUCCAACCCAUGAAAUUUUAAGAACUGGCUGUUCACAUGCUGCCUGAUAUAUUGCAUCCAUUGGCAGGUGCCAUUGUAACAAUAUAAUCCAUGGUGUUCAUGUCACCUGUCUGUAGUUUUAAUGUUGUGGCUGGUUAAGUGUACAAAACAAGUUUGCUGGAGACCCUCACUCAUUUUAUCAAUUAAUCAAUUUAGGGAUCUAGGAUUCAUAUAUAAUGGAGCCUCUCUUAAUUACCCCAGUAUUAGACCUUGGUUCAUUAUAUUGUCCUACUAUCCACAUCUUAAGGUUUUGUUGCAUGAAGCAUUUCUGAAUGUGUCCUAUGAAAAUAUAACCCACUGUCUGAACAAUGGAACAACUUGUUAGUGGCAUAGGAGAUGAUACUUUCAUGCAAUGAUUUGUGAAUGCUCUGUAUAUAGAGCAGACAUUCAAUGGUUAUGAAGAAUUGUAUGUGUGGAUAGCCGCCUCUGACCAACUGAAUCUGGCUACUAAGUGACAUUUGACUUUGUUGUACUUUUGUUUUAUUUAUUUUUUCUUUAGUUAUAAUUUUUGUCUUAUUGUUUUCAGUGAAAUUACAUGUAAUUCCAGUAUUAUGUUUAUGCCACUUGUAUAACAUUUAAGGAAUAUUGAUGCUUGGCGAUUUUUUUUUUUUUUAUUUAUUUUUUUUUUAUUUGCAAAAUAUGGAGUUUUUACACACGUUUAAGAAGUAGGUUUUACUAAAUUUGGCUAAUUUUAGAGUCAAAGGGCAUCUCCAACCACCAUGACCACUUCUGCUUUUAGAAAUGGUCAUGGUAGUGUUUCUUCUUGAAAUGAUGCACAUACAGAGAAAUCUACAGCUAUGUGCAACUAGCUUAAUGAAGUGGUCUGGGUGCCUGGUCCAGCUAGGGUUAACCCAUUUUUUCAUAAACAUAGCAGUUUCAGAGAAACUGCUAUGUUUAUGAAUGGGUUAAGCCUUCCCCCUAUUUCCUCUAGUGGCUGUCUCAUUGACAGCCGCUAGAGGCGCUUGCGUGCUUCUCACUGUGAUUUUCACAGUGAGAGCACGCCAGUGUCCAUAGGAAAGCAUUAUGAAUGCCGGGGAGGAGAGGAGGAGGAUCGGAGGAGGAGAGCUCUCCGCCCAGCGCUGGAAAAAGGUUUUAACCCCUUUCACCCUUCCAGAGCCAGGCGGGAGGGGGACCCUGAGGGUGAGGGCACCCUCAGGGCACUAUAGUGCCAGGAAAACAAGUAUGUUUUCCUGGCACUAUAGUGGUCCUUUAACCCCUUAAGGACCAAACUUCUGGAAUAAAAGGGAAUCAUGACAUGUCACACAUGUCAUGUGUCCUUAAGGGGUUAAGCAGUCCGCCCCACCUCCCUCAGUUCUCAACAUUUUUUAUUUAUUUUUGUUUUUAAAUUUAUAAUUAAAACCUUCCCUCUUCUCAUUGGCUUCAGAGCACGUGUCUGUGCUGUGAGCUGGUGAAAUGGUCAUAUCAAAUGUUUCUUUAUCAUAAGUAUUUGAAUGGACCACCGAAGAGGCUGUGUAAUGACAGAUGGGGUGUUUAAACGAAGAUAGGACGAGGAGCGAGGAGUACCUCGUCCCGCGGUUGAUUUGAGGGAAGUUUUAAUCUAUUUAACAGUGUUUAUUGAAGUGGGUGGGCAAGAUCAAUUAUGCCCAAUAUGGCAUCAUAAAGCUAAACAACCUUGUCAAGAAAAGGGUUGUACCUACUCUUUAAAUGUGCAGUCAGGCAAGUGCAUUAAUAUAUUGCAAAAUAUAUGUAAUUAUGCUGUUGGCUAGAACUCCUUUUUAAAUCUUAAGAUGGUCAUCCGGAAACAUUACAAGUGAUAAAAACUUUUUUGUAAUUUUGUUAAUUUCACAGGCAAGCUAGUACCAUGUCACGGCGCUCCAACACCAUUCAGGAUAUGUUCCAGAUUAUAUCUGACCACCUGAUGCAAGCUGAAAAUAUAGUGCAAUAUGUAAGUAAAAUGCUCAUUUUUAACAUACAUUUCUGUUGCAUGACUAACUAUAUAAGGCCCACCCUGUUUAUAAUAAACUGCAAGUCUGGGGCAAAAAUUUAGUGUCAGAAAUAGAUUUAUGGUUGGUCUUAAAUUAUCCUGACCCUUAAUGUACAAACUACGUUUCCCUCUCCACAUCCAUAGCCAUAUAGAGGAAGGAGGAAUAGAGCAGCUGAUAAAGGGAGGGAAAUGGGGUUCCAAACACACUCCUCUCUCAUUACUACUUGUAUUCAUUCAUGCAAUGACCCUUUUGAAAUAUGUGCAUCUGAUCAACACAUGCUGAUUUGUAACUGUGAAUCAAAACAAAAUUCUGUUUUGUGUGCAUUUGUGCUGGUAUGAGACUUUAUAGGUUUGGCUUAUAGGUUAGGACUUUUAAAAAAGGUAUUUUAGAACCACGCUGUUGUUGACUGUGAGAUUUGACUAUGGCUAAAAUAACUCCCAAAUGCAAGCCUGGUAUAGCCUACUUCUUGGAAGUGGCAAUGAUGAUCUCAACAUUACUUUUUAUUUUUAUUUAUUUUUUUAUUUUUUAGGUGUUCAUUUCUAGGCCUCAACUUCUGUUGCUCCCUGAAUGUCUUUGAAUUUUAGUAGGGUAUCUGUGUAAGAUAAGUCGCAAAUUAGUUGUAUGUCUUCUGCUAAACAUAUGCAUGUGUUUAAUAUAUUAAAGGGACACUAUAGUCACCAGAAGAACUACAGCUUAAUGUAGUUGUUCUGGUGAGUAUAAUAGCUCCCUUCAGGCAUUUUCAUGUAAACACUUCCCUAUGGGAAAGCAUUGGAUUGGAUAAAAAUCGUCCAUUUUGGUGAUGUCACAAAGCGGGCGGAGCCAACGCCGGCAGACCUGCGCAGCCUUAGAAAUAAGGGAAGUUUUAAACUUUUAUAGGGGGGCUAAGGGUGGACAAGCCACCUUAAUGGUGGGUUUAGCACUAUAGGGUCAGGAAUACAUGUUUGUGUUCCUGACGCUAUAGUGAUCCUUUAAGUAAAGAAUCCCCAAAUUUUAUAUAGAUUUUCGACUGCCUCCUUUCUAAUGUGGUUUUUUUUUGCAAAUGAGGUUACAGGUUAUUAGAUUCUGCAUCUAGCAAUUUGGUAUGUUCCUUUUGAUUAGAUUUUCCCAUGCCGCCUUUCAGAUCAAUAGGUGAUUUAUUACAUUGCAUAUGCUUGUAUUUGUACAUUAAAGGAACACUAUAGGAUCAGGAACAAAAUGUGCAAAACCCACCAUUUAGGUAGCUUGCUCACACCCCUUAAGCCUUCUUAAAAGUUGAUAAAACGCACCUUUAUUUCCAGCGCCGCGUGGGUUUGACAUCACCAGAAUUGCAGAUUUUUAGCCAAUCCAAUGCUUUCCCAAUAGGCGAGGGGUUGGGGCCAAACACUGUUUUGGCCAAUCAGCACCUCCUCAUAGAGAUGCAUUGAAUCAGUGCAUCUCUAUGAGGACAAUUCAGCAUCCUUAUGCAGAGCGUGGAGUCGCUGAACAGAACUGCUGCCUACUGUGCAGCACUGAGCCAGGAAGCACCUCCAGUGGUCAUCUAAGGAGUGGCCACUUGGAGGUGUCCAUAGAGGCAAUGUAAACACUGCAUGAAAAAUUCCUGCAUUUAAUGAUUUAUACUCAACAGAACAACUACAUUAAGCUGUAGUUGUUCUGGUGACUAUAGUGUCCCUUUAAAUAUUAUUGCUUAGAGCGAAGUUUGCAUAUAGUGUUAAAGGAUCACUUUAGUGUCAGGUGAAAACCGGUUAAAACCCCUUCAGUUACUCACCUUCUUCCACUGCCGGGCUCCCUUACCUCUCCUCCCCCGCCGACGCCAGUUCCCCCGUCUGACGUCAGUGGAGCGGAAUGCGCAUGCGCGGCAGUGCUGCGCGCGCAUUCAAAGUGUCCAUAGGAAAGCAUUUUUCAAUGCUUUCCUAUGGACGCUCUGCGUGAUGGAGGCACUAGAGGCUGGCUUAACCCCAAAUGUACAGUUGCAGAGUUAACCCUAGAGGGACCUGGCACCCAGACCACUUCAUUGAGCUGAAGUGGUCUGGGUGACUAUAGUGUCCCUUUAAUGAUGCCAAAUGUCAUCUAUUAAUAACAAUGGGAAUAUGUGCAUAAAAGACUUGGAAAUUAGGAAUAGGAAUAGAAAGCCAAAUUUGAAAGGUUAGGACAUAUUCUAUUUAGGAAUGGAGUUUAAAAUAAAGAGGCAUUGUCACAUCUGCAGGAUUUCAAGUAUUUGGUUUACUAAUCGAUAUAUAUUUAACAAAUAUGUAUUUGUGAGCUGACAAAAAUUAAAUUAAAUCUAGAAAGCUACACCAAAUUGUCCUGCAAUUGGGUGCUUCCAUUUUAGCUCUCUGUCAAUCAUUUUUCUAAGCUCUGUCCUUUAAAACUGGCAGUCAAUCUAGAGGAAACUUACAGAGAAAAGGAGAAAUUCAACGUUGCUAUUAUUUCUCCUGUCAUGUGCAAUGGAUUUACCUGGUCUCAACUGGCUUAUGAUAAAUUUUUGAAAAGAUCGUAUUAUGUAAAAGAAAUUCACCUUUAAAUGACCACUAUAGGCACCCAGACCACUUCAGCUCAAUGAAGUGGUCUGGGUGCCAGGUCCAUCUAGGGUUAACCCUGCAGCUGAAAACAUAGCAGUUUCAGAGAAACUGUUAUGUUUACAUUAUGGUUAAUCCAGCCUCUAGUUGUUGUCUCUCUGACAGCCACUAGAGGCACUUCCGCGCUUCUCACUGUGAAAAUCAGUGAGAAGACGCUGAGGUCCAUAGGAAAGCAUUGAGAAAUGCUUUCCUAUGGACUGUUUGAAUUUGCGUGCGACUCUUGCAGCGCAUGCGCAUUCAGCGCUGACGUUGGAAGAGGAAGGAGAGUUCUGCUGGAGAAAGGUAAGUGUUUAACCCCUUCAGCCCAGCGGGAGGGGGGCCAUGAGGGUGGGGGGGGGGGGGAUAUAAAGACCCUAUAGUGCCAGGAAAAUGAGUUUGUUUUCCUGGCACUAUAGUGGUCCUUCAACUUGUGUUCCCCCUUCAAGGUUUUAUUAAAUGGUGUUCAUGCCGGAGAAGUUAUUUUCCUUUUUAAUUUAAAAUUUUUUUUUUCUAACCAAAUACAAAAACAGACCAAAGCUAUUACAUUUUACUUUUUAUACAUUUGCACAGACAAAAAAAAUGGAUUAGCAAUAGUAAAAAAUGUGGCACCAAAGAUCAGUAGAACCUUAAUUUUGACAACACUAGAAUAUCAAACCCGCCAUAAGGAGUAUUUUCUUGACAGAAAGUUUAAUAGUUUAUUUUUUUUUUUUUGCUGUGAAUACUUACUGCAAGCUAUCAUUUUAAUUUUAUGUUUAGUUAUGUCUAAAAGGCCUAUUUUUUUUUUUUUUUUGGUGUCUCUAUUUGCAAUAGGUUUUUUAUUUUGCUGCGAAGAAAUAAUAAUAAUAAUAAAGUAAAUAUUUAUAUAAAAAUAUUUCAGGAAAUGAAAACUGGAGAUGGUCAGAUUCGAAGUAAGGAGGUUGAUGAGGCUCUUGGAAUUGCCAAUGAGCAGAUGGAAAUGGCUGAUGGCAUGAUACGGGAAAUGAUGAACAUGGGCCACCAAUGUGAUGGUUAUAAUAGGAGGUAAUCAUCUACACAAACAUUUUACAUGUGACCGAGGUCUGAAAUGGCUCAAACUAAUUUUAAUUUAAUUUUUUAAAUUUUGUAGGAUGCUUCAGCUUCAGGAUCAACAGCGUGCCCUUCAUAAAGCAAUUCAAAGUUCUCGCAUGCGCAAAGGAUCUCGGGGAGCGAGUGGUGGUGGUGGUGGUGGUGGUGGUGGCUUUUCAUCGCAGAGUGGGUCAGGAUGGGAUGAUUACACAAAGCGCACCACUACAGAAACAUUAAAUCAGAUACGACAACACAGGGUAAGUGAAUUUUAAAGGUUGUUUCUUUUUUUUUUUUACUUUUUACUAAAGCUGCUCUGUGCACGCUCCCAUCUACUGUGGUAAGGUCGGAAGAGCGACCUAACUGUUUUUGUAACAUUUGACAAUGAUAUGACUGGCGUAUAAUGCAUUUGUAAGUGUUCGGUUAAACACAGGGCACACGUGAAGCAUACGUUUGGUAAUCGGGACACCUGUUCUUUAGGCAACUGAAAGGCUUCCUUGAAUAACUGGGUUUCUAGGAAAAUCGGGCUAUCCCUAAUUCGAUCACAAUAUAGUGAUCGGUUUUGACCAUAUACAGUGUCUGAACUUGGUUGAACUGCAUUUUUCAUGAUUUUUAUCUAGCUCUGACAUAAGGCAAAAAAAACAAGUGAGCUGAAGUGGUUAUGGUAUUUAUAACUUUUGAAGUACAACUGCAGUGACAUUCUGCUGUAAUUUUUUUAUGGUUUCCCUUAGAAAAAUCACAUUGCAUUUAAAUUUUGAUUACAUCUUCUGAUGUGAACGACUUCAGAAGAAUACAUUUCUAGCUUGUCUGAUUGUGCCUUGUUGAAGCAAAUUCUUGUUUCGGCUCCUAGUCAGAAUGCAUGACUCAUAUGUCUAGUCUGGCAUUUGGUGGAUUGUGAAGUUCUUAGUGGCUGUGUGAGUUUUUAAUUUUUUUCUUCUUGAACUGAUGCCAUUAACCCUCAGGUGUAGGUGUAUCUUAGUAUAGCAUGUUUCUUCACAAAUGAUACAUUCCUCUUCUGAACAUCCUUCUUAUUUUGAAUGAGAUUUUGAUAAAGUGGCACAACUUUCCACAGCUAGAAAGUGAAUCUACUGUGUGUAUACAUACACUCAAUCACCACUUUAUUAGAUAUAAUACUUAUAAUACUGGAUAGGAAGAUAGGCUAUUCUGCAUAGUGCUGUUGAAAAGUAUGAUUAUUCCAAUUAUUGUUGUCUUCUCGGCUCCUUGAACCAGUCUUACCAUUCUUCUUUGAGGUCUUAAUACAAAUGCAUUUUCAUUCACUCGCACCACUUCUGUGCGCUGGAUGUUUAUCAUUUUCCCCCCACCAUUCUUUUUGAAGUCUAAAGCAGUGGUUCCCAACCCAGUCCUUGACACUCGAACAGUACAGAAUUUCCCAACCUGGGCUACUGGUGUGGAUUCAAGAGUUGGGAACCACUGCACUAAAACAAUUAUGUGUAUAAAUAUCCCAGGAUAUCCACCGUACCUGAAAUACUCAAACCUAUUUUAGAUUACAAUUCUUCAACAUUAUGAUGUUUUGGUUUGAACAGCAACUAAACCUCUUGACGUUGUCUGUGCUUUUAUACAUUGAACACCUCUUAAAAUGUUUUGCCCAUUUGGGCAGUGGAGUGUUCCUUUAAACAAGGCCAUAAACAUCCCAGCAAGACCUAUAACAGAUGUAUUGCUGAAAACCAUUAUGUGCACUGUACCACUUUAUUGAUUUAUUUACCAUUUGUAAGGCACCAAAAUACACAAUGCUGGACAGUUACUUAUAAAAUGUGAAUGUCUGCGUUAAGGAAUGUUCAUCCGUAAUACAGCUGUGUGUGUGUAUAAAAAUAUAAGACAAAGGAAAUUUAUUUGUUUUUUGCCUUGUUUAUAAUUUUUUUUUUUUUAAAUGUAUUUAUUUUUUCUCUUUACAGCGUCAGAUGGAGCUUGUGGACUGGGGGUUUGACGCAAAUUCAGUUGAGCAGCAAAUUAACAAUCACAGAGUGUUCCAUAAUGCUAUUGCUGAAUACCGAUGGGAACUAGACAAAAUCAAAGUUGAUCUGGUAAUUUUCUACUUUUUUUUGUGUGUUUUAAAAAAAAAAAAAAAAAUACAAAUCUUUUCUAUGACUUAUGUAAGUUGUCAAAUAUGUUAGCAAUUGAUUUGAUUACUUAGGGGACAUGAGGGCAUUCCAACAUGCUGUAGUGGUUAUGAUGGAGUGUUACUUUAAUGUUCUGGUUUUAUAUCUAGUCUUUGAAAGACUGACAAUACCUUCACCUGUUUUUACUGAUCUACAUUGUAUACUGAUCACAUGCAUAAUCUUAGUGUUUGACAUUGGUGAAUUAUGAAUUUGCUAAUGGUUAAUUUUUAUUUAUUUUUUCUUUAGAGAGAAAAGGGAGCAAUUUAUCAAAUAGAGGAGGAAUACGAUGUGUUAUUGGUAAGAAUGUUUAUUUUUAAGGUUUUUUUUUUUUCCUUGUCUUUCCUUUUUCCUCUUCUCCUCACUUUUAACUCUCCUCUCAUAAUCUACUGAAGAAAUAAUGCAUCUACUAAUAUACCAUAAUGUAUGGCAAUUGCCAUUAUUAUCUCGUAAAACAAAGAUUUAUUAUUUUGCAGAAAGCAUCUUUUGAAAGAAUGGAUCAACUGCGUCAGCUGCAGAACAUCAUCCAAGCGACCUCCAGAGAAAUCAUGUGGAUCAAUGACCGUGAAGAGGAAGAGCUGGUGUAUGAUUGGAGUGACCGGAACACUGAUAUCCCGAGAAAGCAGGAGGCCUUCUCUGUAAGUUAGUCUAUGGCUGUCCAAAGGACAUGGGGUCAUUCGAAUACUGUGCAGCUUUGAAUGCAAAAGAAGUUCAAGUUUUUACAUUUUUUAAAUAUUUUCUGGGGACUUUACCUUUUGGCAGGAAAGCCAUUGUGUACAGAUGUAGUGAAUUGUGCCACUUUGGAAAAUUUCUCAGCAUUUGCAAUUCUGUUUUCAAUUCACUACAGGUUAAUGAUUAAAUCUUGUUUACUUAAAAUUCAAACCAUAAAUACCCUUUUUUAUCGAUGAAAACCCAAUGCUGUUUUUGUUUUGCUCUUUAGUUGAUCUUAUUAUUAAAUCUUAUUGUUCUUUUAGUGCCUUCAGUCCUUACUCCCCUCUGUCCUAUCCCCCAAAAUCUUUUAUUAUAAUAAUUAGAAGGCUUGGAAGUGCAGCUUCAAGCCAAGUCUCCAAUCACUCUUGGUAUGGGAGCUGGGACUGUUACUUCCUGGCUCUCAUACCUAUACAUACCAUGAUGCCAAUUGUGCAUUCGCAGUGCCGUUACAGUCUGACAUAAAGAAUUAUUGUAUUCAAUGAUUCUCUAUAAGCGAACCAUAGACACAUUGAUACAUAGCCGCAAGUGCCGCACAUGUGCUUUUUGUCCCCAAUGUCCCUCUGAGGAGCAUUGGAUUGGACUGUCAUCCUGAAUGACAUCAUACAAGGAGAGGGUCACAGCGGCGCCAAACAAGACGUGACUCUCUAAAGAAGGUAAGUACAUUUAUUUGUUUUUCGUUUGGUUUUCAAACACACUGGGGGGCCCUAAAACUAAGGAGGGACUUUAAAACUGUAGCGUUAGGAAUACAGGUAUGUGUUCCUAACUCCACCGUGUCCUUUUAAAAUUAUCUGCAGAUUUAGUUUUUAUUCAUUAUUCAAUUCUGCAAAAGAGUCUGCUCUAGAUGAUCACUUUGCUUUUUCUUCUCCCCUAGAAACUCAUGAGUCAGUUGGAAGUUAAAGAAAAAGACCUCAACAAAGUCAAGCAGGAAAGUGACCAGCUGAUCGCCAACCAUCACCCAGCAUCCGAUAAGAUUGAGGUAAGUGUAUACUAAACAGAAAAUUUUACACCCGAAAUAGCCUUGACCUGUGUAACCAUGGUGUCCGUUUAUGUCGCCACUGUUUAUUCAAUAAAAAGUUUGUUGAUGGGGGAAAAAACAUUCAGUUUCUUGUCAAACCCACCUUGUAGCAGAAUGGUGAGAAACCUACCUCUUUCUUACAAAAAUAUAGCACUAUUAUAGAGCUCUGUUUACACCCCUGCCUGAUAGAGCUUGAAGAGUUUAAAUACCUGAUGGACUUGACUGUGACAUAUGAAGAAUGAAACUUGACCCACAAGACCUCUUACCACAGAUGUUUACAGUAUCAUACACUCUAUCAUACUUGCAAUUCAUGCUGUUCUGUAAUAUACUAUGCUCUUACAAAACGUUGUCUAUUGGAUUUUAGAAUAAUAUGUAAUUUUACCAACUUUGGAUGUGGUUAGUAUUCUGUUUGUAGAAUAAUGGCUAUUCCAUAGCGAUGUGACCUGUUCCAUGAAUUACUAUGGUGAACCAUAAAUAAUAAUGGAUCUUCUAUCGAUCGUUUUGAAUUAUAGAAGGGAUGCAUUUACGAAAAAGAUUUCAGAUCCUGGAAAUGUAUUAUUAGUCAGAAACCGUCCUUCUUGAAUGUAUUUCACAAACAUUGCCACUAUGGGGGUAUGCAUAUUCUAAUACCCAAUUUUAAAGUAUUUUCUCUGCAUUUAUAUCGAAUAAAUGUUCUGGCAGCUGGGUCCAGUUCUAAAUGUCUCAUGAUAAUCCGCUUGUGGUCACUUAUGCAUGGGAAAAUUAUGCCUGUCAUGCAUAUACUUGCAGAACAUCUCAGGAAGAUACAGUGUUUCAAAAUUCCAUGCAAGGGAGUGUAUUUUAUAGUUUUCAUCUGCACAUCCUAGCUCAUUACUCCCUUUAGAAGGGAGUAGAAAAGGAAGUGGAUGGAUCUGUAGGGCAAGAAGACUGAAUGAUGAGAGACUUGGCAAUAAGGCUAAACUUUCACAAAUGCUCACUUCUUUGGCUUGGAGGACGCAUGUGACAUUCAGUGACAGGAAAAGACCUUCUACUUUCGUUGUGAUCUUCUCAAGUAAUACCAAUAUAGAGUAUUUGCUUAAAUGCUUAUUGAAUAGCAAAGUCUUUCUAUAUUUUAUCUCUAUAUAUGAGGUAAAUAGGGAAUACUAGUAUAACCUAUGUCAUACAAACUUUUUACAAGCUCCUAACCAAACAAUAUUUUAUUUGAUAUUUAUUUGUUUUAUUAAUAUAACAGACUUUCUAUAGCAAUGAUGUUCCAUGAGACUUAAAACUGUUGGUUCUCUGUCCCUUUCAGGCAUACAUGGAUACGCUACAGACUCAGUGGAGUUGGAUCCUACAGAUUACCAAGUGCAUUGAUGUUCACCUGAAAGAAAAUGCUGCAUAUUUUCAGGUAAGUUCUUCUGCUUGUACUAUAUUCCUGUAGUAUUUGAAUUUAUUUUUUAUUUUUUUAAGAUUCUUUAUUUGUAUACUCUCUUUGUAAUUAGAACAAUGCAAUAAUGCCAAGACAGGGUUCCGAAUUGCGCUACAAUGCAGAACCAACGACUGCUAUAAUACAAACUUAAUGAGAAACAAUUUGACGGUUGUACUGAAUGCGUGAGUUGAGGGUCAGUCAGGUUCCUCUGGAAGAGGAAUGUUUCCAUCCAUUAGCAAGGGCUCCUUUAGGGACUAGAAGACUGGCCCUGACCACGGCCCCUCUAGGGAUAUUGACAAUCUGGCCUCUGCACAUGGGCCGUCAGGCUUGUGGGGUAUUGUUAUCGGGGGGAAGGCUUCAAAUAUUGCUACAGGGUCUAGCGGUAGUAGGAGUAAGUGGUGUUUAGACUGUACCCCGUAAAAAUGUUAUGGUUAUGUAGAGCUGGUUAGUUCUUGACAGUGUAAUGUUAUAUGUGGGAAAGAGAGGAAAAGACUGAGUGGAGGAGAGGUAAAUGCUGACCCUUGAGCAGCCAAAAUUAAGACAGUGGGACCAAGCGUUCGUAGCCAAGGCCCCAAACCUGGAGUGGAAGUCGGAAGUUCAGGGUUGGGUGGGGGGGGCGGCACGUGAUACCUUUUGAGUGUUGUAGAGUAUUUAUUUGUAAGAGAGAAUAUUAUCGGAGUUAAUCAGAAGUUUACCAAGGGAGUGAGGGGUCUCCAUUGAGCUAGGUGUCCCAAGUUUUAUGAAACGUUUUCGGGGAGUCAUGGACUUGCAGAAUCAGCUUUUUAAAGCCUUUUGUAGUUGGGUUUAAUAGCCUUUUGCAUAAAUAUUGAGUAGGUGCAAGGUAGCAUUUUGAGCUUUUCUAUAUAUUAUUAAUAUUGCUCUGUAAUAAAUCUAGGAUAUGUAGCAAUGUGUUAAGUGUUAACUAGUGUUAAGUGCAGACUAUGAGUAGUUGGUUAAUUGCUUAAAUCUACUGACCUAACAAACACCAAAUAUUUUUUUCUUCCAAACUACUGUGUAAUCUAUUUCUGUGAAUCAUGUAAUGGCAUAAAUUAAUACUUGGAUUAUUUACCCAUCACCACCCCAGUUUUUUGAAGAGGCACAAGGGACAGAAACUUAUCUGACGAACCUCCAAGACACCAUAAGAAAGAAGUAUCCUUGUGACAAAUCUAUGUCACUGCAACGUGUCCUGGAAAUGAUAAAAGACCUAGAGGUAAAAUAAUUUGGAUUUCACUAAAAAAAUAAUAAUAAUAAAAAAAUAAUAAAAUUAAAAAAAUAUCACUUGCAAAAAAUAAAUUGUAUAUUUGCUAUGUUAAUGCAUUUUUAUUAUAUCAUCUUAGUUACUGCAAUAAGUGACUUUUUCUAAAUUUCUUUAAUUGAUUUACAACAAUGGCUAAUGGUACUGUAGCAACAAUAUUUGGUGAUUUAUUUAUUUCCCUCCUCUUUUUAUAUACUUUUAAAAAGCUGACUUAUUUCCAAUUAAUGUUUGUACUUUUUAUUUUUUUUUUCAGAGAGAACGAGAGAAAAUUAAUGAAUAUAAAAGACAGGUGCAAAAUCUGGUAAAUAAAUCCAAGAAGAUUGUUCAACUUAAACCACGCAACCCAGAUUACAAGAGUAAUAAGGCCAUUGUCCUCAAAGCUCUUUGUGACUACAAACAAGACCAGGUAAUUACUGUGAGGUUUUCUUUGCUCUAAUCUAGGAACUGCAUGGUAAAAGAGUGAGAGGAUUAAAAAUGUAAUCUGAACUUUUAAAGAAAGGGAAUGUGGGAGAAUGAGGGGGGCACUGCAUUCCAGUGAAGAAAUGUUGACUUAAGGAGAAUAUAGCUUUAAAUAAAACCAAUAUGUGGACACUUUUAUGUUAUCAGGAAUAAUACACUGAACUAAUUCAAGAUUAGAGAAUGUGUUUAAGUGGUUCAGCCUGUGUGUGUGCUAUAGAGCAGAAGUAAACGGAGCAGAUAGAAGUAACCUAGAUAAGACGCAUUCACGAUCAUGGUAAAGAGACCAUAUGAGUUAGAAUGGUUGCUGAUUUUUUUGAAAGCCUUAAAAAUGUACACAAAAUGGAAUAAAGAAAAAGAUACUAGAAUCUGAAUUUGCAGAAUUUGAUCAAAAUCUGUAACUUUAGUUCAGCUAUCAAUAUAAUGUUAAUUGGUAAAAAGGCAUGCAUUCAUUUACAAAUAGAAUCCAUAGCAUGCAAAAUCUUUUUAUAAGUGUUUUAUUUUCUGAAAUUAAGGUGCAAGUAGCUACUGUACAGGAAUAAUGUUAUCUGGUUGUGAUGUAUUGUAGAAAGUGAUACACAAGGGAGAUGAAUGUCUCCUGAAGAACAACUCACAACGCAGCAAAUGGAAUGUGACUGGCCCUGGGGGUCUUGACAUGGUGGUACCUUCUGUCAGUUUGAUUGUUCCACCCCCAAAUCCUGGAGCAGUGGAUCUAUCCACCAAGUAAGUUUCCAGCUCUGUUGUUUGUCAUUUAACACAUGUGUACUGUACCUUGUACAUAAGACUUACAGGGUUAUUUACUAAAGUGAGAAUUCAGAGUGAAUUUCAAAUUUAAGGCCAGAGUAGCCAAAAAUGAAAGCACUUUAGUCAAUUGCUCUGAAAUUAAAGGGACACUUCAGGCACCCAGACCACUUCUGCCCAUUGGAGUGGUCUGGGUGCCAACUUCCACCACCCUUAAGUGUAAUUAUUGCAGUUUUUAUAAAGUCCUCCUCUAGUGGCUGUAUAUCAGAACACGAAAAGGGUUAUAAACUACGCUGGACGUCCUCCCGCUAUGCAUGAGUACCUCCAGCGUCACUGAAAGCACUAUUGGAAAGCACUGAAUAAUGCUUUCCUACGGGGAUCUCUAAUGCGCGUGGUCAUUGCCACUCAUGCGCGUUAGGUCUCCCCUGCCGGCUGACGUUGGCGGGGUAGGAGCACGGGCAGAGCCUGAUCCAGCGCCGUGGGACAUCGCCGCUGGAUUCAGGUAAGUCACUGAAGGGGUUUUAGCCCCUUCAGCAACAUGGUAUGGGGGCUGGGAGGGAGAGAGGCACUGCAGGGAUCUGCAGUGCCAGGAAAACGGAUAUGUUCUCCUGGCACUGGAGAGUCCCUUAAACCCUUGUGUCAAAUAAAGCAGAAGAUGUGCCUGAAAGUGAAAGGUGCAGAGAAUAGCCAGAAAGUCAAUAAACACAGGAGAGUAAAUAAGCUAGUUAACCCCCUUAACACCGUUACGGCAUUCUAUGCCAUCCCCAUUCUAAUGGGCUUUAAAGCUGUUGUGGUGACAUAGAACACCGUAACGGCUUAAGCCCCCAGGAGGCCUGCGGUACUUUCCUGUCAAACAGUACCCCUGCUGGCGGGAAGUAUAUAAAAUUUUUUAUUAAACAUGUAAAAUAAAGUGUGUGUGUGUGUAUAUGUAUGUGUGUAUAUAUGUGUGUGUGUGUAUAUAUAUAUAUAUGUGUGUAUAUAUAUAUAUAUAUAUAAUAUAAUAUAAUAUAAUCUCUCUUUCCACAUGUCCUGCACUCACUGCUCCCGGUCUUGUUAAUGCCUCGGUGCAAACUCCAACCAUAAGUAUAUAUAGGUUCUUGUUGAAGUGCACUCACAGGAUUUAAUAAUAUUUCUAAUCGUGCUGUUUAUUCAAGCAUCAAGUAAUACAAAGAAGUGUCGACGUUUCAGUCCUUGCUGGACUUUUUUCAAGAGUCCUGUGAGUGCACUUCAACAAGAACCUAUAUAUCUAUUUAUCUAUCUAUAUAUAUCUCUCGUGUAUGUAUAUAUAUGUCUAUCCCUCUCUCCCUCUCCAUAUGUAGUUUAUUUUAAAAUUAAUAUAAGUACAUAUAUUGGUAUUAAAAUACACUUAGAAUGAAGUUACAUAUAUGAUAUAUAUAUUAUAUAAUAUAUAUAUAUGUAUAACUACAAUAAUUCAGAAAUAAAUAAAAAUUCUUACAUUAAAAUAAAUUGUAUAUACAUAUGUAAUUUCUUACUGUAUUUUGUUAAUAUAGUGGUAACAAAAUACACUUAGAAUGACAUUCUAUAUAUAGAUAUAGAUGGAUAUAAUAUAGAUAGAUAUCUAUAUAUAAUAUACAAAUAACCGCAAAUAUAUGUAUGUAGAUAAAUAUAUAUAAUUACAUAAGUAUACACGUAGAAUUUAAAUAUAUAUAUUAAAUUUCUACGUGUAUAUUUAAGUAAUCUUUUAGCAUAAUUAUGUGAUUUUUAUCAAUUAAAAUUUGAUUGACAUGCCUGACAACCCAGGCAGAAAGUGCAGAGAAUUUAAUUUGUGAGCACUAUAUUUAACUCUGUAACUUUCCAAGACACCAUAAAAUACAUGGGGGGGGGGUACUGUUUUACUUGGGAGACUUCACUGAACACAAGUAUUAGUGUUUCAAAAUGGUAAAUUGUACUACGACGAUAUUUUUAGUAAAAGUUAAGUUUUUGGUUGCAUUUUUUUCACACAUGAACUGUGCUUUUACUGAUGAUAUUGUUGUAAUAGGUUUUAUGGUUUUGAAACACUAAUGUUUGUGUUCAGUGAAGUCUUCCAAGUAUAACAGUACCCCCCAUGUACAGGUUUUAUGGUGUUUUUGAAAGUUAGAGAGUCAAAUAUAAGGCUCGCAUUUCAUUUUUUUCACAUUGAAAUUUGCCAGUUUGGCAGUAAAACAUAUCACAGCAAUGAUAUUGUCAGUGAAAGUGAAGUUUUUUGCAUUUUUCACACACAAACUGCACUUUCACUGAUGAUAUCCAUGUUGUGAUACGUAUUCCGGUUUUGAAACACUAAUAUUUGUGUUCAGCAAAGUCUCCCGAAUAUAACACUACCCCCCCAUGUACAAGUUUUAUAGUUUUUUUGAAAGUUACUGGGUCGAAUAUAAGGCUUGAUUUUCCAUUUUUCACCUUGUAAUUUGCCAGAUUGGUUAUGCUGUCUUUGAGAGCGUAUGGUAGCUCAGGAAUGAGAAUUACCCCAUGAUGGCAUACCAUUUGCAAAAGAAGACAACCCAAGGUAUUGGAAAUGGGGUAUGUUCAGUAUUUUUUAGUAGCCACUUAGUCACAAACACUGGCCAAAAUUAGCGUUUAUAAUUGUUUUUUGCAUUUUUAACACAAACAAAUAUAAAUGCUAACUUUGGAAAGUGUUUGUGACUACUAAAAAUUACUGGACAUACCCCAUAUUGAAUACCCUGGGUUGUCUACUUUAAAAAAAAAUAAAAAAUGUACAUUUGAGGUUUAAGAGAUUUAUGACAGAUCAGUGUUACAAUGUGACUACUGAUACAUUUAAAUAUAUAUAUAUUUGAAACCGCAAUGUCAUACUUGUACUUAAAGCCCUAUAACUUUCCAAAAAAAAAAUGUUAAGAUGAUUACAAAUAUAUUCGGGGCCGAUACAAACCAUUGUGUGGAAAUCUAUUCACAAACCGGACUUUACAUAGGACUCAAGGUCAUGCGUUUAGACUGGAAGAAAGAAGAUUUCGUCUAAGGCAAAGGAAAGGUUUUUUUCACUGUAAGAACAAUAAGGAUGUGGAAUUCUCAGCCUGAAGAAGUGUUUUUAUCAGAGUCCAUACAGAUGUUCAAACAGCUACUAGAUGCAUACUUGCAAAAACAGAAUAUUCAAGGAUAUAAUCUUUCAAUGUAGGGUAAUAACUGCUUGAUCCAAGAAAAAAAAUCUGACUGCCAUUCUGGGGUCAAGAAGGAAUUUUUUUUCCUAGCUUGUUGCAAAAUUGUGCUUCAAACUGUUUUUUUUUUGCCUUCUUUUGGAUCAACAGCAAAAAAAGAAAUGUGAGGAAGGCUGAACUUGAUGGACGCAAGUCUCUUUCCAGCUAUGUAACAUUGGGUAUUUCUAAACUCGGGACAGAAUUUAGAAACUAUUACUAGCAUGGGUAUUUUUUGGCGGUUGUAGAUGCGUAACAAAUUUCGGGGGUUAAAGUUACAAAAGGUGUGUUUUUUUUUGUUUGUUUUUUGUUCUUUAAAUUUUUCAUCAUAUUUUAUAAUUUUUUUCAUAGUAAAUUAGAUGAUAUGAUGAAAAUAAUGAUAUCUUUAGAAAGACCAUUUAAUGGCGAGAAAAAAGGUAUAUAAUGUGUGGGUACAGUAAAUGAGUAAGAGGAAAAUUACAGCUAAACACAAACAACACAGAAAUGUAAAAACAGCCCUGGUCCCAAACAGUAAGAAAAUUUAAAAGCAGUCUGUUCACUAAUUGGUUAAUUUCAGAGGACCCCACACUCAAAGAAUUAUUUCCUGAGCCCCCCGUACUAGCAUACAAAUCACCACCUAACCUGAGACAGAGAUUGGUUUGCAGCAAAUUGACCACAGAACAGGAGCUCAUACAGAAGAGCAUGAUGCAACAAAUCACUCUGCAAACUGUGGCAAUAACACAGCCAGACAUACUAACAAAUCAUACAACAUUAAGGGAUCGUAUUCAUGCACAUCUGUGAAUGUGGUGUACAUGAUCCAGUGUACAGUGUGUGACAAAAGUUGCUACAUUGGAGAAUCAGUCCCCAACUGUGCUUGAAUGGAAUUAUUGGCUAAUAGAGCCAGCUUGAUUCUCUCCGGUGAUGAGUUCCGUCCAAAUAUUGUUAUGAUUGAUAUAUCUAAUGUGAAAGGGAACUUAUACUUUAGUGAUAUCUGAAGCGGAUUCUUGGACCAGAGAGAAUCUUGGGUAAGUGUCAAACCAUUUCACAACUGUAAUACAAUCCAUUUGUGUUUUCCAAGGAUGAUUGAAAUACGUCUUGUAUAUAAAUCUUCUUGGUUUAUUGGUUAACCAAAAUUAUGAAUACGCAUUCUGACUUACGGUUUCUUCAGGUUUAUUCCUGCAGUUACUGAUCCAUAAUAAAACAACAAAGGAUGUUACAGGAUAAUGGGUGUUCAACAGUUGAUGGUAAUUGCUGGACUCCUGAAGGGAGAGUUAGAGUCUACAUAGUUAGAGAACAGCCGGACAACAGAACAGCAGCAAGCAAUAGGCAACCAACAGGCAGUAAGCCUUGUGGAUCUUUGUUCACUAUUCUAAAUACAUUGGCCAUAAUGACGUCAGACCUUUUGAAUAGAACUCUGGCCAUAUAAGGACAAGACCCUCAAUUACCACAUUCCAGAGUUCUCAUGGUACAGCAUAGCAAAGUACCAUCUGUUCUUUUUAACCUAUUAGUCAUCCAUGCCUAUUGUGAAUAUAAAUGGGAACAUGGUAAUAUUCUCCAAAAAACAUUUGAUUACUUUCUGUGUGAUAGGACCAGGGGAUUCCUGACACACAAACCAUUACAGCAGGAUGUAGUGAGUUAUGAUGCCUCACCUGAUGUUCGUCAUACUGCGGCAGCAGAGGGGAGGAAGCCAUGGGCAUUGGUGUUGGGCACUGGAGUCCCAACUUCAGGUUACAAAACAGUUUAACCCCUGAAAGUACAACUGUGUCUGGACACUCCUGCCUUGAUAACUUAAAUGUACUUAAAGGGACACUAUAGUCACCAUCUUAAUGUAGUGGUUCUAGUGACUUUAGAUUUUUACAUUGAUGCCUAGUAACACCUCUAAUGGUAGUCACUAAGAGGGCCUUUAGAAGUCCUUCAUAGUCCAGUGCUGUGCAGACAAUGCUCUGCAUGGAGAAACUGUUGAUUGGCACUACAAAUGGGCAGUAGCCUCCCGUAGGAAAGCAUUGUAUUAGCUGAAAUCCUAAAGAUUGAUAUCCGCUAUGGAGGCAGAGCCUGGCAGGGCCAACUGGCUUUGGAGAAAAGGUGAGUAAAAAUAACUAUUCAGAGCAGGGUCGGUCACCCAAAAUGCUACAUCAGGACUAUAGUGUCAGGAGUACAUGAAAUAUUCCUGAUACUAUAGUGUUCCUUGAAGUUGUUGUUGAGGUAGGGUUGUUGCUUUACGUGUAAAAAAAAAUAAAAAUAUAUAUAUAUAUAUAUAUAUAUAUUUAUUAAUACACAAAAUCCAGCACACUCUUAUCCACUACAGCAAUUUAAAUGUUGACAGAUUUGUAUUCGUUUUUUUUUUUUUUUUAAACACCUAAUCUAGGCAAAAAUAAUGGGGGUUUAGUUACAUUAUAUGAUCAUACAUUGCAUAAGCCUGCCACAACGUCAAUGUACCCCAUCUUUGGAAUGUUCAGGUGAGUGCAGCCCCCUGGUUUUAUUUAUUUAUAUAUAUUAUAAUUAUGGGCACAAGCUAAUUAAAUGUGCUGUCCACACCUAUGAGUAUGACCCAUUUCUAACAACAUCAGGCUACAAUGCUGCCAACAUGUUCAAUAUGCUGCUUGGUUUGGAGUGCAAACUUUUUUUUUUUUUUUUUCCUUUCUCACAAUCAAUGUAAGUGCUAGCUAGAUGGCCCAAUUUCACUUGAUAGGUUCAGUAAUGUCUGACACUCUCGUAAAAGAGAACAUGAUAGAUGUAGUCAUUUGUAAGUCUGGCAGAGGGGAGAACGGAAUAAGAGAUUUUUCAGGACAGUUUACAUUCGGGCUUUGAUUUUGGAACUCUUCUUUUGAUCUGUGUCUUCUCAUCUGAAAUUUUAACCUUGUGUCAUCUGUUAGAUCAGUGAAUUAGCAGUUGUAUUUACUGUGUUUUCAGGAUUGAGCAGUUCUAUGAGGCUAUAUUGACCCUAUGGAACCAGCUUUACAUCAAUAUGAAAAGCUUGGUGUCGUGGCACUAUUGCAUGAUCGACAUUGAGAAGAUCAGAGCUAUGACCUUGGCUAAGGUAUGGAAAUUUGGUUACCACUGACAAACCAUUUUGUUCUACUUGUUUAGUAGAGUUAUUGUUAUCGUGCUUUUGAUGUUUUAACUGAAUAUUUAAUCAUACUGAAUUCAUAUUCAUUAUUGUAGCUCAAAACCAUGCGUCAAGAAGACUACCAAAGGGUUGUUACAGAUUUGGAAUUGCAUUAUCAAGAGUUUUUGAGAAACAGUCAAGGUUCAAACAUGUUUGGAGAUGAAGAAAAGCGGAAAAUGCAAUCUCAAUUCACUGAGGCGCAGAAGCAUUACCAAACAUUGGUAGUCCAGCUCCCAAGCGUUCACACUAAAGUGACAGAACAUACUCUUGUACAGAGACAAGCACCAGUAGUCACAGGUCAGUUCACACUGCCAAUAUUAAAUAUACAUUUCUCAGCAUGAGUAAUUGUCUUUCAAGGACACCUGUUAUAACAAUCUAACUUAAUCUGAAAUGAAAUACAAUUGAAGAUUAUACUAGCUUUAGUGUACUAAUAAUCUUAAUUUUAGUAAUGACAGGAGGCGAAUAUUUGCAUAUCUUUCUUUACUCAAAACUCCAGCAGCAUAGUAACAUAAACAACCAAUCAGAAAAAAGAUAUAAUGCCCAUAAAAGGCCCUGUCUAUGACAUCACUUCCUCUUUCUUUGAAGCGAAACAAUAAAUAGCAAUAGGAGACAUAAUCAUAUUACGUCAACAGUUCAACAACAUAUUAGAAUAUCCAACUCCACUAGUUCCGCGAUGCAGAGGUAUAGAAGGUGAAUCUUUGUCACGAUGAGAAGACGUUCACGCUGCAAGAAAAAGAAAAAGGUGAAAGGUAUCUGGCGUGAUAACUUGUCCGCAUACAAUAAGCAUUAAGCAUCUGACAUACCAGCGAACAUUAGAGUGUGAAACAUAUCAAUAUAUAUUUAUUCUAACGCAAUGAUAUUUAAGAAUCUAUAAACACAACAUAAUGCAAGGUUCACGUCUAAUAUUCAGCCAAUACAAGACCCACAAGAUACAGGUCUAAGUAGCAAACAUACAAACCAUACGUACUUACCUUCCUGAACAUAAAGGACAUAUUCUGUUCAAUACGAGGAACAUGGGAGGGAUUCUACAGGGUGGGAAAUAUUCGCCUCCUGUCAUUACUAAAAUUAAGAUUAUUAGUACUCUAAAGCUAGUAUAAUCUUCAAUUUUACCACAUGACAGGAGGCUUCAUAUUUGCAUUUUUAAAGCUUUGAAUUGACCAAUGUGAAGGAAGCAUGAGAUGUUUGCCGAAAAUAGAACGUUCUAAACGUACUCUCUCGCGCUCAGUCCGCGCAGCGUAUAAUGUCGGCUAGGGAAGCGUCGGCCGAAAAGGUUUGUGAGGCCGCUGCUCCCCUGACCGAGUGGGCUCCGAAACAAGGUUCGACGCUAAAGACAAAACCCCGCGGACCCAUCUGGCCAGUGUUGCGGUAGACAGCGGUCCAUGAGGGUUUACGUAAGAAGUCAGAAGGUGAUCCGUCGAGUGAGUUCGAAGGGGGUAGAGAUAUUGGUGUACCCCAUUAGCGUUCUGACCACGCAUAGUGUGGCGUCUGACACAAAGCAUGGGUAUGACACUGAAGACGAAUCAGACUUAGUUUGUCUCGACAUGGUAAAGGUAACCCCGUCUGGUGUGAGAGAGAAACCAUCCAUAUCGCAAGCCCUAACGUCCGCCACCGUCUAAAUGAGACGAGGCAUAAUAAGAAGGCUAGUUUGGCUGAAAGUUGCUUCAGUGACCAACAAGGAUUGUCCGGCCAUUCCCUAAGGAAUCUCGGCACCACAUCCACCUGCCAGAGGCGUGAAUAUUUGGGUGCCGGGAUCUCGACAAUUCGGCACCCCGCAGUAGUCGACAAACCAGUGUAUCUUGACCUACUGGUCUGCCCUGUACCGGAACGUGCGCCGCCCACAUGGCGGAUCUGAUCAUGUUGAGGGAUCGAUAUGACCGACCCAACGAGACCAGGUGUGACAGAUAGUUGGGGAUCAGUGGGACAGGUGCGGUAAAGGGAUCGGAAUCCCUUUCCACACACCAAUCACUCCAGGCCGACCAGGCAGAAAUAUAGCCUUUCCUGGUGCCGGGAGCCUAUGAGUCCCAUAGGAGGUCUUAGUUGAUGCAAUAGGUCGUGAUCUGACCAGGAGCCCCUGAAGCCGUCCAGGCAACUAGUGUCAGUUGUCCUUCCAUGACAAGGGAGUGGGCUCCCCCUCGAGGUCCCGUCAGAAGUAGAGGGAAGGUAGGGAGUAGUAGAGGGUCUUCGCGAGACAUCUCCAGGCGAUCCGGGAAAUCACGGUUGGCCCUGCCCGAGGGGUGUCAUGAGCAGGAGCGAUAUCUUGUGAGUGUGUGUGUGUAUUGAAGCACCUUUGCUAUUGUGGAGAAACGGCUGGGUCGCGUUUGCAGGGGUUCAUCCAUCGCCCCGUAUCCGAAGGAAGAGUCAAAGAUCGUUUUGCCAAUCCAAGUUUGUAUGUGAAGUAAUCACCAUCGAAAUUCCAUCCUCACUUCCGCCGACAGUGGGAUCCAGUGGUCAUAUGAGUGAGCGGUGCGUACGUAUCUCACCAUCAGUCGUAGUGGGCCAGGGAAUAACGCUUGUAUGGAGGAGGAGAGGAGGAGAGGAAUCCCACAAUCCGACAGUUAUCCUUAUAGAGGCGCUCUUUGCCGUAGACUGACGCGGAACAUAGUUCUCCAAGCCGAUGUCGAAACUGAGGAACUGGCCCGAUUCAGAUGGAGAAGCGAUCUUUGUCUGUGUACAACAAAAAAUCCCUGGAGUCCCGAAAGUGAACGACAAAUCUGUCUGCAAAUGUAGUCUGGAUUCGUAAAGAAUCAGCAAGUCUUCCAGGUAUACGAGGCAUCGCACGCCCAAAUUUGCGGAUGUGUGCCCUCACUGGUUACAGUAGGUUCGCGAGCACCACGGAGUCGUAAACUGCCGUGUUUGUCCUCACCAUCGGGAUCGGAGGAAAACUUCGGCAGUCCAGGGCAACGGGUACCGACAAGCGUGCGUCCUUGAGGUCUAGAUGUGUAAACCAGUCGUUAUCGCCUAGGAGGUCUUGUAGAAGACGAAUUUCCUCCAUCUUGCAGCAUUUUUAUACCAUGUAGGAGUUCCAUUGAUGUAGUCUCCUGGCUUCUUCUUGACCAGGAAAAAUUUGUUGGGGAAGCCUUCCCCUCCGUUGCGUGUUGAAUUGCGCACCUCCUGAAGAGGGUGCAGAUUUUCUUGUCCACGAGGCGUUCCUGUUCCGCCAGCGUGCGUAAUGGAGGUGAAGGGGCGACCUGUACGGCUGUGAUAAAACUCUAUGACAUAACCUUGUACUGUCUGGAGAACCCAGGUGACUUUGGUAGUCGUCUCCCAAUUCUGUAAAACAGAGACAGGUUGCCGGUCAUAAUAUUGGAAACAGUUAGUUAUGUAGGUUGACACACUAGUAGAUGAAGCGGAUGGGUUCAGACUUGUUUUAGCGAGGUCUGGGUUUAGUGUGGUGAAUAAAUUCACGUGUUUUUUGAGUACUGCAAUGAACACUACGUCGAAUAGUAGGCCUUGUGCUUUUGGGCCGAAUACUUGUCGUUCCUAGGUCCAAUAGUGUGUUGUCGAUGCGGCCCAGUACAGAUUUGCGUCUGUCGGCGCAUAGUGCGUCAUUUACGUUGCCCAGGAGGCAUAUCGAGCAUUGAGACCAUUCUUUGGAGGUGGUAGGGUUGAGUUGUGUACCCUGGGGCAACUCGGUCUUGAGGUGUGCGCAUCCUUCCAUCCCCCGAGGGUUGUGCAGCCAAUAGUGUUCGUCCAGGAACGUUCCGUCUUCGGCUACUCUGGUUUAGUGCCGCUACAGUUAUCUCUGCCUCAGCCGCCGUCACGGAGUAAGGUUUCCCUAACUUACUUCGAGGAAGUGUGGGGAAGGUCUUGCCGUUCCAUUUCCUCAGACGGUGAGCUGUCUUCGUGUCGCUCAUCUACCAUGUCCAAAGUACGUGGUGGGUAAUAGUCUUUUUUGUCGGAAGAUUGUGGCGGACGGGGUUUGGAUUCCCGGUGUUCCGCCUAUUUGGUCUGUUCGAUGGGCAUCUUGCCCUUGACCUUAGUGGCAGGGGGGCUGGAGCCCUUCCCUUGCCGUUUUGACUUGAAGGCUUGUGGGCCUGAGGUCUCCAUCAAGCGGUGUGGGGUAGAGUUCAUAACAGAACCUUCUCCACUGAGGCCGUUACUGUGGCGUUUAUCAUUGUCUCGAAAUCUUGGGAACGUUGAGAGUGUCCACCAUGACUCGUUCCCGUCCUGUUGGGAGAUAGUGUGGGGGUCAGCACGUAGGGGUGUUAGACUCCUGGUAGAACUGGGGAUCACCCAGGUAAAAAGAGGGGUCACCUCUAUUAGUUUAAUCUGGCUACUGAGAGCCGUGGUGCAGGCGCGACUGCCUGGUAGUGGUGUCGGUCUGGCUAGCCGGGUUCACCACAAAUGUACGCCAGAGCUGUAUGCAGGGUUUUAACUACACAGGCUUACUAUAUAGGUGCAUGGGGCCUGUCUCCAUAAGGUCUGCAGCCGCAGGACCCAUGUCUAUUAGGCUGGGUUCAUCCCAGGUGGUGUGCCAUGGUAACCCAGAGGACACCCAUAUUAUACUUAUUGGCACCUUACAAGCAUUGCAUGCAUAUCUGGGAGUCAUCCCAGGUGGUGUGUCAUGAAAAAUUACCCAGAGGACACCCACGUUCCAUAUGUACACUAGGCACAGAAAAUAUACAUAUAUGUAUCCCUGUGAAGGUUACACCGCAAUACACUCAAUUUUCUUAGUGAUCCUGCCAUCAAAUCGCAUCCGGCAUGGUACUGUUGCUUUAAUGUAAAACUGACAGGCAGUGUUUAACCCCUUAAAGACACAUGAGAUGUGCGACAUGUCAUGAUUCCCUUUUAUUCCAAAGUUAAACAUCCAUAGUUAAGGGUUAAACAUCCAUAUAUGUCUGUAGUAAUCAGUGGUAAAGUUGAGGCGUAGGCCUCCAUGCAUAUGAUCGGGGUUCACCCCGGGUGGUGUGCCAUGGUAACCCAGAGGACACCCACAUCAAAGGUAAUGGUCUGUCAGUGACCUUGCAUGCAUAUCUGGGGGGUCACCCCAGGUGGUGUGCCAUGGUAACCCAGAGGACACCCACAUCAAAGGUAAUGGUCUGUCAGUGACCUUGCAUGCAUAUCUGGGGGGUCACCCCAGGUGGUGUGCCAUGGUAACCCAGAGGACACCCACAUCAAAGGUAAUGGUCUGUCAGUGACCUUGCAUGCAUAUCUGGGGGGUCACCCCAGGUGGUGUGCCAUGAAAAAAUACCCAGAGGACACCCACAUAAAUUUGCACCGUCAGGUACAGUAAUAUAAUAUGACCCUCUGUAGGGUACAAUAAUAUAAUAUAAUAUGCCCUUUGUAGGGUACAGUAACAUAAUAUGCCCUUCGUAGAGUACAGUGAUAUAGUUGAUCUUGAUAUAGGUACAGUAUAUGUUUUGUAUAACGACUGUGAUAUUGUAUGGCUUCACAAUAAUACAUAGAUUGUGUGCCUGCUCAUGAGAAUAAAAAAUAAUAAUUGUAUAUAAUUUUUGCCAGUAUGCCGUCUGAUCCUGAGGAGAUUAUAACCAUGUAUAGUAUAACCCUAAUUGGGGUAUAGUAGCUGAUAUGACCCUAAGCAGGGCCUAGAGACAUAAAGGUCUGAAGCUGGCAAAAAAAGGGGGGAAUGUUUGUCUCUUUAAUGCAUGCAUUUAUAAUAGAUAGGCAGCACAGCAGGCAGGCACUGGGCAAAUAUAUAUAUAGAAAGGCAAAAAUCCACUGUAACCUAAUACCCUCCCUUAGUACAUACUAGGGAGGGUAUAAAGAUGUGGAGCCCAGCGGUCGGGUGAGUUACCGAUCCGCCGGGCAAGCGGGGAAGGCGGCCGUCCGGUAUCUCGCGAGCCGCGAGAUCCAAGAUGGCCGCUGCCCGCGUGUGAAGUAGCGCCGCGAUCGACCGCUCGGCGCCGGAAUGACGAGGGAACGCAGUUCCCAGUCCCCCUCCACCCGUCCCCUUGCCGGCCCCACAAAAGGAAAAACGUUAGCCGGCCCGCGGCGCGCGGCACUGACAGCCGUUGCUCGCGGGUACCGGUAGUGAAAAGCAAUAGGGGCCCAAAAGAAAACUGCAGGGACAGGGAGAAGGGAACAGCGAAAGUAAAAACUAAAUAAAUAAAUUAAUUAAAUGAAAUAAGUAAAUGAAAUAAAUAAAUUAGCUAAAUAAAUAAAUUAACUUAGGUAAAUAAAUUAACUUAGGUAAAAAUAGAACAAUACCAUCCAAAAUACAGAGAAACAAACAAUAUAUGUAAGCAAUUGCCAGGGAGGCAAAAUACUCUGACCUGAUGUUGGCUGGAGCAGCAAAGAAAGAGGAAGUGAUGUCAUAGACAGGGCCUUUUAUGGGCAUUAUAUCUUUUUUCUGAUUGGUUGUUUAUGUUACUAUGCUGCUGGAGUUUUGAGUAAAGAAAGAUAUGCAAAUAUGAAGCCUCCUGUCAUGUGGUAAAAUCACAUUUUAGAAUGCCAUACCAAUAAAGGCAAAAGUGUAGUAGAAUUUGAUAGUUGUGGGACCUUAAAAAUCUAAUUUAAUCAUAAUAUCAGAAGGGUGUCCUAGUGGUUAUCCCAUUUCCUCUUAUUUUAGAGCAGGCAAACUGUAUUCAUUUGUUAUCCAAUUUUCUGCUUAUAUCUUUUUUACAGGACUGAGCAAUGGAUAAAGAAAUAUAUGCAAACAUUUGUUUUAAGUUGCCUUUUCUAAUGGUCAUUUUGCAUGCAUUUUAUUCGCAUGAGGGCCAGACUAACCUUUUUAUAAAGUAACACCGCUAUUGUUACCCACAGAUUCCAAAACUGCACGAACUGUACAGACUGAUGUCAGUGCAGUGGCUCAGUGCUUCUUACCUUGCAGUUUAAAACAUUACUGCUCUAUAGAAACCGAAAUCUUUACAUUAUACAGUUAAGCACACCUCUAGCUGCUGUAGUCCAGAUAGCCACUAGAGACUCUUUGGAAAGUGUUGAAUUCAAUUCUUUCCUGUGAGAAGCAUUUGGAUGCAUCAGCAGCACUCUCUGCACAUGCGUGUCAGUUUUCAUUGCUUCCCUACCUAAAACUACUUUGCAAAUCAUGCACUAUAUUGUUAGGAAUACAGAUUUCUACUGAAAAACAUGGGAAUUUUUUUUUUUUUAUUAUUCAAUUUUUCUUCUUCAUUUCUACAAGGUGAGCGCAGAGAAGUGAGCAGUAGCUCCACUGUAGUGGUGGAUGGAAGUAGUAAAGACAUUGACCGGGAUAGGGAAAAGCAGGAGAAUUGGCUGCUACUUGAGCUACAGAAGAUCCGGAGAAGACUUGAAAGCCAUGAGACUCGAUUUUUGCAAAGAAACAUCUACAAUGUUGACCAGGAAACCUACAGAGAUUUAGGACACAGAAUAAAUGACUUUGAGGUAUGUCCAGAAUAAUCUGAAAACCUAUGUUUUUACAAGGUCUUUAAAGUUAAACUAUUGCUUUAAAUGGCUGAACAUUAAAACGCUUUAAUCAAGAAUGCUUUAUUACUAUGGAUUAUUUUAUUUUUUUCUCAAGAUCAUAAGUGGUUAUAAACAGGGUCUCCCAUCUUCAGUCAAUAUCGUUAGGAAAGAACAUACAUGUGAUGAAAUCAAAUGAGUAACAUUUCUGGCCAUUAUAAUUGGUACCUCCUGCUUACAAUCCACUAUGAUAGUCCCAUCACCCUGUGAAAGAUCUAUUAAUUUAAUAGAUACUUUACUAAAAUGUAAAAAGAGAAAUAUUAAAAAGACAAAGUAUAGAAUGGUGCCACGGUACUUUGAUAGCCAUCUCUAUAACAAAGUAUAACAAAAACUACAUUAUGUUUAACCACUGACUGUAAGUAAUUGUGCUUGUGACAUGUAGUAUAAAUAUUGAGCAUACACAUUGCAUUUGUUUAUCGUCUUGUUCUUUGCUUUUUAUAGACUUUGCGGGGAGAGGGCCAAGGACUCUCUUCAAACUUCAACACCGUAAGAGAGACCAUGAUGAACUUAAAAGGUUCAGACAAAGCUUCAUACUUGCAGUCGGAGCUCAAUGUGCUCUUAAAGAAAAUGGAGAGCAUCAAUGGGUUUUCUGUGGGGCACUUAGAUAGGUAUAAUGAAAUCUCUGUUCUAGAAUGAUGUUUCUCCAUUUGUAAAAUUGCUUUGAACCUGCUGAUUCAACAAUCCUUCCAUAAAAUGACUAAAUCUAAUACAGCAAGCUUGUCAAACUCAAAGGCUACAGGCCAAAUAAGCAAGGUUUACGUUUAUGUGGGCUGCAAAAAAACCAAAACUUCAGUUUUCAUAGAAAGACAAGUUUAUUUUGAAAAGUACAGUAUAAAAAAAGUCACUGGACGUUCUCACGCGCAUAGGAUUUCAAAGUAAGCAAAAGAGCGAAUUUAUUUUAAGGAGACGUGCAUUUGCAUAUCACUAAUGUUUCAGUCCAACUACCUUGACAUAUUAAGAAAAGUUUGGUAAUGGGACUGAAAUGGUGAAUGUGUGCUGUUGCAAAAAACAAAUUACAUUAUCGUGUUGAUUUUGAAGUCCUAUGAGUGUGUUCUUCACGCUGGCUGACAUCAUUAAACUUGAUGAUCUCCGCCAAUCCAAUGCGCAUUGGGAGACUGUUGUGCAUGUGUGGCAAAACGCUAUGCGACCAAUCAGCAUCUCCAUGGGGAGUAUUACGCGCCCCCAUGCAGACCCAAUUUAAUACAUUGCCCCAUCUAACACACUGCCCCCAAAUCCAAUACGCUGCACCCCUGCCCCCAAUCUAAAACACUGCCCCUCUCCCUCCCCCAACACCAAGUCGCAACACCAAGUUUUGUGGUUUUGUUGGUAUCCGGUAGGUUCUUGGUGCAUAGAUAGGAAUCCUGAGAUCAAAUGGUUAGUAGGGUUUAGAUCCUGCUGCUGGACUUUUCCCAAUCAUAGAAAAUAUCUCACAAUAUAAAUACAAUAGUCCACACACAGGGUUGAGCCCCUAAUGUCCAUAGAAAAAAUUAAAUGGAGGAUAUGGAAAGUAUGAAAUAAGUGCACCGUAAUUGGUAUAUAAAAAAAAAUAUAUAUAUAAAACUUUAUGGUGACUUUUUGCUAAAAAUGUUUUAAUUGUCAAAAAAAAAAUGUCUGGGUGAAAUUACAUUUGUACUAUUACCAUAAAACUUGGAAUUAUUGACAUGUUUAAUUUUGGGUUUGCAAAUAAUGAAGAAAUAUUUUGUGACUGGAGAUUAAAAAAAACAAAAACCAUAUGAGCAUAGAUAAAUUUGAGGAUUCUAUUUUUUGAAGACCAAUUGGCUUCAUAAAUGCCAUAAUAUCUGUAAUAACAUAAAAUGAGAAACCAUUUUCUUAAGAAAGAAUAAAUUGUCCAUUUAUAUUUCCUGAAACACUAGAUGACAGGUCAAUUUAAUUACAGGAGAAACCAGAUCUAUUUUUUUCAUGGCCCAUUGCUUUUUGAAAGGAUUACUACAAAAUGUUAGUUUUUACAGCAAAAUCAAAAAUGUUAGAUUUCUCACUUUUUCUAAAUUGAUUUUGUUUUUCCUCCUGUGCAGCCCCAUGCUAAUGCUUUCCAUAUUUAAUUUCUACAUAUCAGGCUUCAGGCUUUGAGAGCUCUCCUGCAGAAUAUCCUUCAGAUUGAAGAUCUGAUUAAGGUUUAUGAAGCUCGGUUGACAGAGGAAGAAACCAUUUCACUGGACCCUGCAAAGGUUGAAGCUUAUAGAAGUGCAUUGAAAGUAAGAACUUUUUACGUUUUUAAACCAGUGAAUAAUUGCAAAUAAGGCUCUGUUGCUUUUGGUAUCAGUCUUUGCCUCUUACCAGUGGAAAUGUCGAAACACCCAGGAGCAUUUAAACCAAAGUAGCCUUUCACACCUUUUAACAUAAUGUGCAGAGCAUCACACAAACAUGAUCAACUUCCCAUGUACUUGGGAACAACUUAUAUACAAGUUUUGUUGCUGCAUUUACUUUUUUUUUUUUUAAAGAAAAUAUAGCACAAUCUAUAUAAUGUAUUAAAAUGAUUAAACUCUGCAACAUUAACACUACAGCAUUCUCUAGUGGUUAUGAUUCAAGGAGUACCCUGGCAUGCAGAGUAAGUAGUCAUCUGUAUUUGAACACUUGCUUAAUUGACACUAAUAUCUGGAUCCCUCUGGUAUCUCCAGUGUGGCCUCCUUUUCAAAUCACCUUCCACAAUAAAUAUAAAUAUAUAUAUAUUUGUUGUUUUUUUGUCCUUAUGUUGACAAAAUUCAUUGACAUUUUUGGCCAAUGAACACUAUCCAAACAUAGGUGAAGUUGUUGUCACUACAGUGGAUAUUUGGAUUUCUGCAUUCAGAAAAGUAGGCCAGAGUGGAGGUGUCUUGGAGAUCAAGGUAAUUGUCAAGUCAUCUGAAAAUGGUUUGACUACUUAACAUGGAACGGCAUCAGAGAACUGACACCGUAACCCCUACAUAUUUCUGUAGUGGUUGUGAUCCAUAGACUGCCCCUUUAAUAUGGGUGGUUAAAAUCUUCAGUGGAUUGUUGAAGUAAUAAACUACAAUAAAGACAUUAGACCCAUUAACUGACAAUACCUUAUUAAAAAAUAAUAUGCAAAGAGUAAGACGCAAGACAUAAUAUUCAGAAUUCGCCCUGUCAGUCACCCAGUGAGAUGAUCUCCGUUGUGUUUUAGUUCACUUUUGCCAUUACUAAUAAAAUCAGUGCACUUGGCAUAUCAGCCUGGUGACACACAGGUGGCCCAGAACCAGGAAAGCCUCCUUUUUUAAGGUCUACACAGAGGAACAGCCAAUAUCCCAAAUACAGUGUAGAAGAAGUACUCAGAGUGGGCAACCAGCUAUAGGACAAGCCAUUGUUGUGUUUAUGUUUACUCGUUGUUUCUUGCUCAUUCUGCUAUUUUAUAGUCAUCCUACGUCAGUCAUCCUACUUAAAAGUGAUAAUCUUUAUAUAGACUGCUUGCUUAGUGGGUCAAAGGGGAAUUUGUCUCCUCUCUCGUGCACACGUAGAAGAAAGCUGCUUGGUGUAUUGGUGGUACUGUAAGGCUUUGGAACUUGUCUGAAUAUAUUAUGAAAUAGAUUUAAUUUGUUAAUGGCACAAAUGAACUUGUUUGAUCUACAGAGUGUGUGAAAACCUACAUGUGGGGCAACACUGUUUAGAAUGCAGUUCUGCCACAAAUAGUUCACAUAGUUUAAAUUAACCCAAGCCCCUAUUUAUGUUUGGAUUUUUUACCCAGAUUGCUUUACAAUAUUUUCAUGCAGCCAUGUAUGUACACACCGUAAAAGGUUUGUUUUGUAGGAUGACACCUUUUCAUUGUGCUGCUUAUGUUUCUUAUUAUACAUCUAGAAAAUGAGAAUGGAACUGGAUCAGAAGAAAUCUCUUCUGAAAAAUAUGGAUACAGAAAUGAAAAAUGUACUGAAAAUAAAUGAUCAUGUCUCUCAAACCUAUCCCUACUGUGAAGUGGAUAUCACCAAGUUCUGUGACAAGGUCAACCAGCUGACUGACCGCUGGCAGAGGAUUGAAAAGGAGAUCGAUGACAGGUAAGCUGGAGCAGCUACAUGCCAUUAUUACUGGUUGGAUUGAUUUAUAACCUAGUUGAAGCCUAAGUCAUCCUUUCCCAAGCUGUGAAUUUACGUGAGAUUUGCAGAUGUUCUGUUUGCAUAUCUGACAAUUAGUUUCCUUUGCCUUCUUCUGUGUGGUGUAUAGGGGCAAUUCCUGGCAAAAGAGGUCCCUACAAGAAGAGAGAGGGAAUGGCCUGAAACUUGUGAUCCUAUUUACCAUUUUAGAGGGCCCAAGAGAGGGCUGAGCUAGUUGAGAAUGCAAUGUUUUGGCUGAUAUUUUUAAAAAUGUUUGUUCACCAAGGCGUACAUAAUAUGGCAUUUUGACGGUUUAAUUUCGGUAGAACAUUGCGUACCAGUAAAAGUAAUUGUUGAACAUUCAUGAUUCUUGAAAACCGAUGUAUGUGAUGCUCUGGACAUUGCUCCCAUACAAACGAUGUAUUAUUUGAACAUGCUGAAAGUGCCAGAAUUUUAUUAAAUUUUAUUAUAACAUUUAUUAACAGGUCAUGGGAAUUAGAAAAACAAGGCAAGCAACUGAGAAAUUACCGAGACCUGCACCAGGCAUUAAGCAAGUGGAUCAGUGAUACCAAGCACAAGCAGGACACAUUGGAAUCUGCCAAACUUACAGAUUCCACGGCUGUUGCCAGAUACUUAAAUGAACAAAAGGUAAAUGUCUAUUCUAUUUAUCUGUAUAAUAGGUUCCUUGUAUUUGGUGUAUUCUUUUCAGAACAAAUUCAAGUGUUUAUUGUUUUAACUGUAUAUAAAAACUUAAAUACUGCAAUUUAACACUUUUUCAGUUGUUGAAGAUUUAGUAUUUGCCCGUACCCAGAAUGUUUUUUUUUAUUAAAAAUUCUACUUAAGCCUACAAAAAAUGGAUGUGUUGCCCUUUUAUUGAGCGGGCACAUCAUCCAUGUGUGAAAACCUGACUUCCAUAGUGUAAUAGUAAAAUAUUUUGUAUGCAGUGGCAAAUAAGGUUUGAGCUAGCUUAUUUAAAAAGUUACUUUCUAUUAAGCAUCAAUAGAAUGUUUCAUACAGUAAAGCAUCUGUGGUAGUAAGGCCUUUAACAAUGUUGCACAAAGGUUGAUACAGUGCUGAAAACUCAGAAAUUUCAAGAUAAAAUGCUUGUGUGUGUGUGAUAUAUUUUGUAAUUUUUUUUUUAUUUUACAGAGUUUGAAUGUAGAAAUUCAGGGUAAACGAGACAAAGUGGAAGAGGUCAUGAAAACUGCAGAUCUGUGUGCUUCAUCCAUCAAGGUAAAAUACAAUCUAAACAUCUUGUGAGGAAAGAUAUAUUAUGUAUAUGUAUAUAUGUGUGUGUGUGUGUGUGUGUGUGUGUGUGUGUGUGUGUGUGUGUGUGUGUAUGUAUAUAUAUAUAUAUAUAUAUAUAUAUAUAUAUAUAUAUAUAUAUAUAUAUAUAUAUAUUCUAUCUAUCGUAAGGUUUUUGCCACAGUGGUUAGAUUUAAAGAGCAAAAAAGAUUGAAAUAUACUCAGUGGUAUAAUUGAGAUUCUUACAAGAAUUAACAUAACCCCUGCAGCUCAGUGUAGUGGUUUGUUGCCAGUAACAAUAAUGACUUUCACGCUUUUGUUAAAUCGUUGAAACCUUUUGACAAAAAACCAAGGCUUUCCUCAGCACCUGGACACAACCUAAUUCUCUGCUGCAUAGAUUUAUACUUUUGCAUCAAAAGUGUUAUUUUUGUCCAACCUGGAUGACCUUGAUAGGCUGAGCACAUUGGAGACGAGUUACCCAGGAACCCGAAGAGUCCAGCUACUCUUGCAACAUAAACACUACACUGGACUAUAGUGGUUAUAUUGUUUAGGGCAGGGGUGCCAAAAAGUUAGAUUUCCAAAUGUUUUAAAAACUACAGUUUCCAGGAUGCUGUCAUUGUAAAGGCAUGAAAAGCAUCAUGGAAGUUGUAGUCCUACCUUGACACCAUAAAUUGUUUUUUGACUACAUUUCCCAUGAUGCUCAGCUAGCUUAUAGACUCUAAAAGCUAGCUGACCAUCAUAGGAAAUGUAGUCCAGAAACAAUUCCUGGUGUCCUGGUGUUUUGGUAGUUGUAACACCCACCUGCUGUUCACUGUUGCACAUCUCCUAUCUGCUUGUCCACACACGGAAAACCAUUAUGCUUCCUGAAGCAGGGAGCAUCUAUCCCGCCAUGCCAAUAGUUUGGCUUUAUUGCCAGCAAAUUAGUGUUCCUCUAUUUCUUGAGAACAGGCAAAGUGCUUGUAGUCUUGCAAUCACCAGGUAAGUCACAGUACCUAUAGCUGUGCAAUUACAAUUCGAUGAAAUUAUUUUGUGGGACAUUCUAAUGUCUUGAAAAAAAUCCUUUAGACUUGCAAAUGUUUUAGCCUUUCUGGUUAAAUAAUUUUAUAAAUACAUUUUAUCCAAUUUUUUUUUUUUUUUAAUGUGAUGGAUUCCGUUAUUACAUUUAGUGAAUUUGAUUUGGGAAUAUGCAUUGAUGCUACAGGUGAAAAAUGAGAAUUUGUUUAUGAUCACUUAUUUACGAGUUAAUAUUAAUUUUGCAAUGAAUGAAUACAUGUUUUAUUUCUAUAUUACAGGAUUAUGAGCUCCAGUUAGCAUCUUAUAGCUCAGGACUGGAAACGUUACUUAAUAUUCCAAUAAAAAGGACAAUGGUUCAAUCUCCUUCAGGAAUCAUACUACAAGAGGUAACUAAUUAUUUUUUUUUUUUUUUUAAAUCAAGGUUUAAUGUAUUCUCUCACCUUUUAUAAUUAACGUCAAAAUACAUUUCCCAAAAGAGUAAUAUUCUUUAUAACUACAUUCUCUAGUAUCUGAUAAAGGUAUAUGUAUUUACCACGAGAGCAUCAGCCAGCUUGUCCAUGUGAGGAGUCACAUUUGAAUGCAUUAUAAUUUUCCAAAUCUCUGUCAGUGUUGAUUGUUGGCAUCAGACUUUAUCAUUAACUGUGAUUUAUAAAAGUCUAUGGUUUUUGUUUUCUCUAUAAUCCCUGGUAAAAUUGAGAGAAGAUGUUGAUUAAAGGCCAUUUAGCAGCUAGGAAGCAUAGGUUGCCUAGUAAUCACACAAAUUAUAGGCAGCUUUUUAAGAGCUAUAUGAUUAAGAAAGUCUAUAUUUGAUUGGACCACGUUACCCUUUAUUUACAGAGUCUAAAAGUUGUAAAAUGGCAUAGCUAGACUAUAUGUUGAAAAAUGUAAAACACAUCUGUGAAAUAAGCUGAAGGUAGACCUGCAGGAAUAUAUUUUUUGUAUUGUAGAAGGGCAGGUUUUUGUAAAACCUAAAAUAUAUUUUCAGUCACAUUAAUUAUUUAUUCAUUUUCGUUUUUGUAGUCUGCCGAAAUUCAAGCUCGCUAUAUUGAACUGCUUACAAGAGGAAAUGAUUUCUAUAGACUUCUGCAUGAAAUCUCAAAGAGCAUGGAAGAUUUGAAGGUAACCACACAUUGAUAUUCUAAAUCAAAAUGACCCACAUUUGCCUGUUUGUGUCAUAAUUUAUACUUUAUUAUGGUAACACCACUAGGCACAUGUUAGGUGUUUUUGUUUUUCUAGGUAAAAACCAGAGUAUGACAGCUUGGGUUGUUUAGUGUGCAGCAGUACACUCUUAUCAUCGGCAGUAUUUGUUCAAAGCCUAGUUCUGUCUCUGAUCAUUUACUGGUUGCCAGAACCAAUAGCAAGCGAUAACUAGGGAGGAAAGCUUUACUUCAAGCUCUCACUAUUUGCAUAAUGUGACAGCAGCUGCCAUUGGCUAGUGGAAGGCUGUUUGUUCUUACCACACCCACUACACCAUUGGUUUCCGCAGUCUUGUUAUGGCCCACACAAUUUAACAAUAUGGUUUUAGAGGAAAUUCAUAUAGCUAGAGAUUAUUGGCAGUUAUAAGAUUAGUAAGCUUAUUCUUGGUCCGCAAAUAAGAUAAUUAUGACUGUUAUUAUUGGAGAUGAUGGAUAACCUAAUGCUUAACCAUAAAGAUGUCCUAGAAGUCCAUAAAAUUUGUGAUGAAAUGCCUGUGCCAAAACCCCAAUAACAAACCGGCCACGUUAAAACAUCUUGGACAUCCUAGAGCUCCAAAAUGUUCUAUCUUUUUAACUGGAUCUCAUAUCAGUCUCCAUUAAAAGAGAAAUCCACCUCUGAUAAUGAAAUACUUUUGGGUGCUUUAAGUGAAUUUUUUAAACUAGCUUGUAGUUAGUAUCAUAAAUAUAACCAUGUAUAAAAUAUGAUGACACUAGAAUACUGCACAUGUGAUUACAGUUGUAGUAGUAAUUAUAGCCAUACGUUUGGCAAUGGAAUUUUAAAUACUAUGCUUGUUAUGGAUAAAUAUGAACACUUUUUAAUUAAAGAAACUAACAUCACAAUUUUGAAAUUUUCUUCUUUGUUUACAGAUGAAAAACACUAGAAUUGAAUUGCUGGAAGAAGAACUACGUCUUGCAAGAGAUGCAAAUUCAGACAAUUCCCACAAAAAUAAGUUUCUUGAUCAAAAUCUGCAGAAAUACCAGACAGAAUGCUCAGAGUAUAAGUCCCGGCUACUCCUACUAGAGGACAUGAAAAGGAAAGCCGAAAUGGAUGGCAGCUCAGCAAAGCAGAACCUAGAGAAGUGCUACAGCCAGAUUUCUGAGUUCAAUGAAAAGAUAACACGAUUAACCUAUGAGAUUGAUGAUGAGAGGCGGAGGAGAAAAGCAUUAGAGGAAAGGUGUGACCUACACAAGAAUGAGUUUGACCAAUUGCAACAAAAGCGGCAGAUUGAUCUUGAGGGCAUCAACCGUCAAAAAAUAGACUCUGAAAAGAUAAUCAAGGAGAAGGAGUAUGAGAUAGAAAGAUUGAGAAUUCGUCUACAGGACGAGGGCCAGCGGAAACAGGAGUAUGAAAAUGAGCUGUCAAAGGUAAGGAAGCAGUAUAGUGACGAAAUCAGUAGUUUGAGGAACAAAUAUGAAUCAGAAAUUAACAUUACGAAGACCACAAUUCAGCAAAUAACUGUUCAAAAAGAAGAGGACACAUAUGAACUCCGAGCACAGAUGGAAAAACUAGCCAGAGAAAACCGAGACCUUACCCAGGAAAUUACUCGGCUAAAUGAGACAAUAGUACAAUCAAAUGAGCAGAGAAGAAGGGCAGAAGAAGAUGCUCUUCAGCAAAAAGCCUCUGGUUCUGAACUUUCUCAGAGAAAGCAGCAUCUAGAGAUUGAGAUACAGAAAUUAAUUCAUACUCAUUCUGAAGACAGUGCUAGAUACAAGAUGUCCCUAGAAGAAGCUGCCAGGACAAUUAAGGAACGAAACAGUGAGGUUGAAAAGUUAAAGUACCAACUUCAAGAGGAGGCCGCACGUCAGAGACAAUACGAAAACGAGCUGGUUAAGGUAAGAAACGAUUAUGACGAACAGCUUAUAACUUUAAGGAGCAAGUAUGAGUCAGAAAUUAAGAUCACAAAAACUACCAUCCAUGAGGUAACUGUACAAAAAGACGAUAACAUCAAUGAUUUGAGUGCACAGGUUGACAAUUUAAUGAGAGAAAAGAGGGACUUGCUUACAGAGGUAAAUAGACUAAAAACCUCUAUAACACAAAUGACACACAACCUCAAGAAAACAGAGGAUGAUGCUCAUCAGCAAAAAUCCUACUCCUCUGAGAUAUCCCAGAAAAAACAGCAGCUGGAAAUUGAGCUGAAACAAAUUAUUACCCUUCGAAAAGAAGAGGAGCAGAGAUACAAAAAAUCUCUUGAUGAUGCUGCCAAAACAAUUCAGGAGCGCAACAAGGAAGUUGAGCGUGUGAAGAAGCUUCUAGAGGUUGAAACCGAUCAAAGGAAAAAACUUGAAGAUGACCAUGUCAAAUUACAGCGGACCCAAUUUGAUCUGCAGAAAGCAAAUACCAGUGCCUCAGAGACUAUAAGUAAAUUAAAGAUUCAGGAGCAAGAAUUGUUCAGAGUUAAAACAGACUAUGAAAAAUUGUCUCUAGAGAAACAAAGUAAAGAAAGUGAGAUAACAAGACUUCAAGCCAGUUUGAAAGAAAUGCAGACGCUCAAGCUAAAAUUAGAGGAUGAAAUUAACAGGCAAAAAAGGAUUGCCACAGAUGAGCAUGCAAACAAUAAGAAGUUGGGAGAUGAGCUAGAAAGCUUGAGAAGAACCAGUAGUGAACAGCUGAAAAAAAUCACCAGUCUUACACAGCAAAUAGAACAGAUUUCUAUUGUUAAAAAACAAACCGAAGAAGAUUUGAGGCAGCAGAGGGAGUCUUUAGACAGUCAACUUAGGGAUAAGCAGAGAAAUAUUGAUGAGUUAAGUAAACUUGUAGCUGAGGUGGAGAGUCUACGUCGACAGCUGCAUGUUGAACAAGAAAACUUAAGGCAGGCUCAUGGGCGAAAUGAGCAUUUACAGAAAACUAUUGAGGAGAGGAAUAAAAGCCUGAAUGAGUGUAAAAUAGAGAUAGAAAAGUUGCAGUCAAUCACAGAAAACCUUACCAAAGAACACCUGAGGUUAGAGGAGGAGUUGCGGUAUGUGCGACUGGAGAAUGAGGAAGUGAAAAAGAAUAAAGAUGAAGUGGAUGGUGAAAAAACUGCAACAAUUACGGAGUUAAAGAACCAACUACAAACGAGCAACAAGCGGUCCUUGGAGCUGCAGGGCCUGAUUAAUGAGUUACAGAAAGAAAGGCAAAAUUUGAGACAGGAAAUUGAAAAAUUCCAAAAGCAAGCAUUAGAGGUAUUCAAAUACAAUUCCUCUUAAUAUGUAUCUUUUGUGAAGUGGUCAACUAAUUUUAUUGUUUGGCUUUCUAAAAAAUACUUAAUUCUUAACUUUGGAAUGGGGCAUUAUUUGUUUGUUUGUUUGUUUGCUUUAAUAGUUCAAAUAGAAUUUUAGCGUUAUAUAAUUACGACUAUCAUUUACAAAAGGUAUAACUAAAUAAAUAGGAUAGGUUAUAUAAAACAAUUAUAUAUUAAUAUAUUACGCACACAUAAAGGAGGAUCAGUUUGGAAAAAAUAGUUGUUGCAGGUAUAUUUGCGACAUAAAGUUUUGUUAAAUUUUUAUUUACAAUUUACAAUAUGUAGAGAAGAUCAAAUAUUGCUGUAAAUAGUGAAAUAUUAGAGUAAAUUAUUAAGGGAGAUUAUUUUUAUAAACUUAACCAUCUGCUGGCGACAUGUCCUGCUUUCUUUGCUGUCAGUAGUUAAAUUAGAGAUUCAUUGAAGAAAUAUGCAAUAUGGAGAAAACGGAAAAUUGUAAUUUCAUAGAAAUUUACAUUUUAUAACAUAGUUGUUUUUUUUGUUUGCUUACUGUUCAUUUCAGGGAUCUCUUUAUUAUACAGUAUAUAGCACACUUCUAUAAGUGUAAUCUAUAUAGUUUCUGUAAAUGAUUAAAACAUUUUAUAGUUAGUGUACUUUCUAAUGAGGUCUCGUAUUUUUUCAUUAACUUGAUUUCCUUACUGAUUCUAUGUUUAAUUCUAACCAUGGGAAGUAUGUUUCAAUCAUAUGUUAUUUGUCUUCAUUUCUGACGUAAUCAUACUUUUUCCUCAUUAAAAAUUAUUCUCGGCUGUUUUGUAAUUCUCUUUUGGUAUGGUUUUGUGUAAUUUCUAUUGUUUCAUGUUUUUGUAAUUUCUCAUUUAAAACAUACAAUUUAAUUUUCUAAUGUUACAUUAAAGAAUUUGUUGGUCAUUAUUUAGGGAAGUGCAGCAAAUAUAGUUGUAUGCUUAUGGUAUAUGUCUUAAAAUAUUGUAUAUGUAAAAUAAUUUUACACAAUGUUUCAUUCUGCUUCAAAGAAAUCUAAGACACUGCUAAAUGAUGUCUCUAGUGAUUAAACAUAUAUAUAGUAGGUAAUUUAAUAGGUUCAUGGCAUCUUAUAUUAAAAUUUUAAAAAGGUUGUUAUUGAGUGUUGGAUACAUGUGUCACAAUAAACAACAUUCUUCAUCCUUUUUUUCUUUGAUAUAGGCCAAUAAUAAGAUACAUGAGAGCAGUAGCAAGUACUCUGAAAUUAUUCAGGAAAAGGAGAGCCUUCUCAUGAAAAUAAAACUUCUUGAGCAAGAUAAGGCAAGGCUGCAAAGGCUUGAAGAUGAACUAAACCGUGCAAAGGCUGCUCUAGACUCUGAAACACGUCUUAAGCAACGCAUAGAAGAUGAGAAACAACAAAUCCGAAAUGAGUUCAAUCAGUGGAAGAGCCAAUAUACUCGCAAGGAUGAUGAUGUGAAGAGAGUUGAAACUAGUUUGGAGAGAAGUGAGAGGGACAAAGCUGGAUUGAAGAGUGAGAUUGAAAGGCUGCAGUCAGAAAUCCGAUCCAUUGAAGAACGAUAUCGGCGUAAAUUAGAAGAAACCAGUAUGACCCAAUCUGAAUUGGAAGCACGACGAUUAGCAUUAGAAAGGGAGCUGGAAAAUCUUAAGAGGCGCCCUCUUACCACAAAUAUUCAAACUCAAACUGACGAAGAUGCAUCGAAAUUUGUAUUUGAUGGACUUAGAAAAAAAAUUACAGCUCUUCAACUUCUUGAAUGUCAAAUAAUAACCAAAUCAACUUUUGAUAAGCUUGUAAAGGGGCAAAAAUCAGUAGAAGAGGUUGCUGCAGAAAUAGAACCUUCUCUAAAAGGUGCUGGUGCUAUAGCAGGUGUUUCAGUUACACCUAAAGAGAAAUACACACUAGUCGAUGCCCAAAGAAAAAAACUAAUUUCACCUGAAAGCACUGUAAUGCUGCUAGAGGCACAAGCUGCUACUGGUGGAAUAAUUGACCUGCAAAGGAAUGAGAAGCUGACAGUAGACAAUGCUAUAGCAAGAGAUCUUAUAGAAUUCCAAGACAGAGAGGCAGUAUAUACAGCCGAAAAAGCAGUCACUGGCUUUAAAGAUCCUUUCUCUGGAAAAAUAGUAGCUGUUGCAGAAGCUAUCAAGAAAAAUUUAAUUAGUCGGGAGGUAGGCCUCCGUCUUCUAGAGGCUCAACUAGCAGCAGGAGGAAUUGUUGACCCAGUCAACAGUAUCUUCCUACCAUUAGAAGUUGCACUAUCACGAGGUGUGAUUGACAGAGACAUACACAGAACAUUAAAUGAUCCAAAUGAUGAUGCUAAAAAAUUCAUUGAACCAGUCACAAAGAAAAAUGUCAGCUAUGCUGAGCUUAGAAAGAAAUGCAGGAUUGAGCCACACACAGGAUUUCUUCUGCUGCCUGUUAUGAAGAAAAGUCUUUCAUUCCAGGGUAUUCGAAAUCAUGUCCCCAUAAAUGAGUUAGUGGAAUCUGGUAUCAUACGGCCUUCUACAGCUGAUCAGUUAGAAUCUGGACAGAUAACUGUAGAAGAAGUCAGUAAGGAUAUCCAAGUCUUUUUGCAGGGAUCUAGCUGUAUUGCUGGUAUUUACAAUGACGCAACAAAAGAAAAACUGGGUAUUUAUGAUGCAAUGAAGAAAGGCUUGUUGAGACCUGGCACUACACUUGAACUUUUAGAAGCCCAAGCUGCCACUGGCUUUAUUGUUGAUCCUGUUAAUAAUCUCAGACUUCCGGUCGAAGAAGCAUACCGGAGAGGCCUUGUUGGAAUUGAAUUCAAGGAAAAACUUUUAUCUGCGGAAAGAGCAGUUACUGGAUACAAAGACCCAGAAACUGGAAAUAUUAUAUCCUUGUUCCAGGCAAUGAAUAAAGAACUUAUUGAGAAAGGCCAUGGUAUCCGUUUGUUGGAAGCACAGAUUGCUACUGGUGGCAUUAUUGAUCCCAAAGCAAGUCAUCGUUUGCCAGUUGAUGUUGCGUAUAAACGUGGAUAUUUCAACAAACAUAUGAAUGAAAUUCUUUCUGAUCCAAGUGAUGACACAAAGGGAUUUUUUGAUCCCAACACAGAAGAGAAUCUGACAUAUCUGCAGCUAAAAGAAAGGUGCAUUGUGGAUGAGAAGACAAACCUAUGCUUGUUGCCUCUUAGAGAGAAGAAAAAGGCAGUUCAGACCUCACAAAAAAAUACCCUUAGAAAACGUAGAGUUGUGAUAGUUGAUCCAGAUACAAACCGAGAAAUGACUGUACUGGAAGCCUAUAAUAAAGGCCUCAUUGAUUACGCCACUUAUGUUGACCUAUCGGAACAGGAAUGCGAAUGGGAAGAAAUUACAAUUACAGGAUCUGAUGGAUCCACAAGAGUUGUACUUGUUGAUCGAAAAACCGGAAACCAGUAUGAUGUCCAAGAAUCAAUAGAUGUGGGCCUGAUAAGCAAAUCUGAUUUUGACAAAUAUCGUGGUGGUUCCUUAAGCCUAACUCAGUUUGCAGAUAUGAUCUCCAACAAAAGUCUUAGUGAUGAUGUUUUAAUUUCAUCAAAGCAAGAUUCGGUUUCCUCUUCAACUAGGUUUCGAAGUGGUUCAUGGUCAAAAAGUGGUUCAUUUUCUGACGCAUUAGAAGAAACCACUCCUAUUGCCGCAAUAUUUGAUACUGAGAACAUAGAGAAGAUCUCCAUCUCAGAAGGUAUCAAACGUGGAAUUGUUGACACAAUAACUGGGCAGCGUUUACUGGAAGCACAAGCUUGUACUGGUGGUAUAAUCCAUCCUACCACAGGAAAAAGAAUGUCUAUUCAAGAUGCUGCUAACCAGGGUAUUAUAGAUCAUGAUAUGUCUGCCAGGCUUAAACAGGCGCAGAAAGCCUAUUCUGGAUUUGAUGGCGUAAGAGGGUCCAAAAAACUAUCUGCUGCAGAAGCAAUGAAAGUAAAUUGGCUGCCUUAUGAAGCUGGACAACGCUUUCUAGAAUUCCAGUAUAUGACAGGAGGCCUUAUUGAUCCAGAAACACAGUUAAGAGUAACUACAGAGGAAGCUAUUCGAAAAGGCAUGAUUGAUGGUCGUGCAGCACAAAAACUACGAGAUAUAUCAAACUAUCCAAAAGUUCUCACGUGUCCUAAAACUAAACUGAAAAUAUCCUAUAAAGAUGCAAUGGAUCGUUCUAUGGUUGAAGACACAACAGGUUUGCGGAUGCUGGAAGCUUCUUCAGUUUCCUCUAAAGGCAUAAGUAGCCCAUAUAAUGUCUCUUCUGCACCAGGAUCACGGUCUGGAUCUCGGCCUGGUUCACGAAGUGGUUCACGAAGAGGAAGUUUUGAUGCUACAAGCUCAACCACUUACAGCACCUCUUCCUUCCAAUCUGUUAGCAGUUCUUUAGUGGGUCUCUAAAUGGUAGAAUACUUUCAAUAAUAUGUGUUCAUUUGUAAUUUUUUUUUUUUUUUUAUUAUUAGUUUUGCAGCAAAGGCUACUAGUUUCUAAAAAAAAGUAAAAGCAGAAUAACGUGGGUUGGAGGGGUACAAGUUUUUCCAAAUGUAUUCUUCAUCUAGAAUGUACUCCAGGCACUGACACAAAUUAAUUUCAUUAUGAUAGGCUUUACACGGGGCUAUUCAAACAUGAAAUUAUUAGGCAUGAAUUAUAGUAUUUACCAGUGUUUUUAGUAGCAGCUGAUUUGUAUUGCAGUUAACAUUUUCUGUGUAUUGUCUAUAAUUGCAACUGUACUUUAAAAAAAAAAAAAAAAACUUUCUUGCCUUUUGCCAUUGUCCCUAAAAUGUAACAUUUUUAGAAAUCUAUUAAUGCUGUUUAAUUCUGAUAUAGUUCAGAUUGCUCUCUCAUUGUGUAACACAAAGUUGGUUCAUUGUAUUAACUUUACUAUUUUUAUGUAAUGUUCUGCACAUUUGCAUUUUACUGUACCUUGGGGAGUUGCAUCUUUUGUAUUCAUCUUUGCUUUUUUUUGUUAUUUGUUAUGCUGGGAAUAAAGUUUGAAACAUUUCACCUGUUUUUGUAAGUAAUUUAUUUUAAAAUGCAAAGUUUUGUAAAGCAACACUUUACGAUAAUAUACAGAUCAAGCCACACAAAGUAUGUGAUUUGAGGGGGAGAUUGGAAUGUUCUGUAUAAGUCAGAAUAUCAUAUUUUGGCAACAAGUCAAUAACAGACUGAUUCUCUAAAAAAAAAAAGGUGCAGGCUUUCAUAUUCACAUAAUUCAAUAUAGAAAUCUAUGGUACUAAUAAAAAAAAUGCCACAAAUAGUGUCAAACAGUCCUGAAUAACUAUUCAUUUGCAAUUUAAGAAGACCUGUUACUCUGAGGACCUCUUAUGGAAAUUCACAUGGAAUUUAUUAUGGAAAUGUAGCAACACAAGUUACUACCUUUCAGUUCUAAAACCACCUUUAUCAAACCUGAAAAGCUUUCAGAUGUGUGUUCUGUAAAGAGGGAUUUUGAAAGAUCUAUGGUCAGUGCAUGAAAUUCUUUAUGGCCAUAUCAUACAAUUAACAUCACAAACAUUCCAGCGUAUUCUUUAUAACAGAGAAGAGUUAAUGUUAACUAUAGGAAAUAAUUAUUUUAGCCAAAAAAGCACAAAACAUCCAUUCCAACCAUUUCCCAGUGCUGUAUAAAAGACAUACUUGAGAAUAAAUCUGCAAAUCCUGGAACAGAAGAUGAAAGUGGGAUAGUUGUGCUAAAAUGAUCUUCGUCUAAAAAGAUUACUUAGAUGGGAAAUAAAUGUUACUUAAUCAGGUUAUGUUGACAGAUCUGAUCCAUCAAUUCCACAUUUAGUAUACUUCUACAGCAUACAAGGUUGUUAUGAUAAAGUUUUGUUUUUUUUCUUCUUUCAACCAGAUACCAUCUGGUCUUAAAAUAAAUAAAGAACAUUUGUCAGAGACACACAUGCUUUUGCACUUUUGGAUUAAGGAAGAGGAACAUGUCCAUCAAUCUCUAAUUUUAUCUUAUACAGUACUAUUGCUCCCAAGUGCAAUCUAUCCUUUUGAGUUAAGAACAUAUUGUUUACACGCUUAAGAAAAAAGUUUUUAAUAUAGCAUAUUAGUUGUAGCCCCAAAAAGUACUAAAACAAAACUUGCCGCUUGGUGGAAUUCUAAAGUCAAAACAAAUUCAGUUAAACACUAAAGAGACAACAUAUCUGGAUUUCAUACCUUGAAAAUUAAAUGUCUAUAUUGCAAAUUAAUGAAUCAAGCACACGCUACAUUGUAAAAUAUGUUCUUACUGGUGUUUUAGAUAACACAAAUAUAUGUAUUCCUAAUUCUAUAGUGGUAUUUAAUCUUCACUAUUUAAUGUCUCCUCCUUCUCCUACUUACUUGCCUUAUAUUCAACCACUUGCCAGCUUUUUUUGCGGCUGCCCCCGUUUCCCUGGCUCCCAUAGGGAAACAUUGAGAGGCUAGUGCACAUGCAAGGCAAAUUGCUGCACUGCGCCAAUCUGCAUCUCCUCAUAGACGCAUCAGUCAGUGCAUCUCUAUAAGGAGCAUUCAAUGUUUCCCUGCAGAGAUGCUGAAGACUCAGUCCUGCAAAGGUUGCAGGACAUAGUCCAGGAGGUCCUUAUAGUGGCUGUCUGCAUGACGGGCACUGGAGAUGGAUUUAGGCAGCAAUGUAAAUAAUGCCUUUUCUCUAUAAAGACAGUGUUCCAAUCCUCAUCCUGCAGGAAUAGGCUACAUAGCCCAGAACUAAUACAAUUAGCUGUAGUGGUUUCUGGUGACUAUGGUGUCACUUUAACUAUACAGUUUAUUGUAAUGGUUAUAGUACUGGACCCUUUUUAAUACUAAUUUUAAUACUAAUUUUCCUUUUAUCUACAACAUUUGUGCUCCAUUCAAGGACUACCAACUGUUCUGCUUUUGGCGGGACAGUCCCUAAUUCAGGAAGCUGUCUUGCCAUCCAGGUUUUGUUCCCUGGAGUACUGUAUCCAGGGAUGCCAGGGUCCCUAGCCAGCACAACGCACAAGUCUCAUUAAUAAAUUGCAGAACAGUCAACUAUAUUGAACAACAAAUUGAAAAAAAAUAUGCAUACAUCUUGUCAUUUCUAACGCAAAACAAUUUCCCAACUGAUUCCAGCAUUAGGUAUUAUUCCAAAAAGUAGAAAAAUAUAAAAUGAAAGGGAAAAAAAUAAAUACACAAAAAAUUCCACAAAAAUUAAUUGAAUUAAAAAUUGUAGUAACAUUUUUGAAACCUUGGCUAUGCUCUGAAAACAUUAUUACAACUAUCAACACUCAACAUAGAAAUAUCCAAUUAAAAAAAUACUUAAGAAUAUAGAAGAAUACAAUACUGGAACUAUACAUAGAAACCUGGGAACGUCUGGCAGCAUACUUCAAUAGUUACAUACAGUGCUGGGAGUGGGGCAAACCUUCCUAGAAGGAAUGCAGUGCUGCUAUAGGAUGACCCAUUAUCAGCAGAUACACAGUGCUGGUAUUGAAACUAUACUCUUGUCACAUUGUGUUUUCCUGUAGCAUAGCAAUUAAGAGUUUUUUUUGUUUUUCAUACUGGCAACCAUGGUUCAAUUCUUGUUAAGUGUUAUCUCACAUAUAUAUUAUUCUUAUUCUAGCCAAAUUUACCACCCUAACUCCUCCCACAGUUUUUACACUACACUACCGUAAUAUACCGAAACGUGCGGAUUGUUCCCGAUUGGAUUGCUAUUACUUUAUGGAACGUUUCGCCGAAUGGUUCACGGAAUAAUAUUGUUCUUGUGGCGAAAUUGAUCCCAUAGGAAUUAAUGGCAAAAUGUUCAAAACUAGAGUGGGAGCUGGCAAAAGCUGAAAAAUCAGGACAUGAUUUCUAAACUGCCAUCACUCCCUCAUUUUCAGGCCCACCUACACAAAUCGUAUAUCAAAACGUUCAGCUAUCCCUGCUGCCACUAAAAAUGUCCACGGCUAGGCCAUAGUCCUGAUAGUUUUCAUAAUAUGAUCAUUUGUUUGCAACUCACGCCGUCCAUUGACAUUUAUUGAAACUCCACUCUAGCCAGCUCAAAUUUGAAGGGCAAUUUCUAAACUGCGACUGUGCCUUCAUUUUUAAUACUUCAGAGACAUACUAUGCAUGUGCAUGUAGGUCUGGGUCUUGUGAUUCUCACAAUAUAAAGCUCUUCACUGUAGGAGUUACAGUUUUUAAAAUACGACCGUUUGAAGAUGGCAACCGCCACAACAUUCUGACCUGUGCCAGGCUGGAGCAGCAAGUGAUGUCAUAGACAGGGCCAUUUAUACACCUGCUAAUGUUUUUAUAAAUGUAUGUUUUAAUGUAACUGUGAAGCACUUUGGGCAACAACGUUGCAAUUAAAUUUGCUAUAUGAAUAAAUAAGUUACUCCGCCCAUUACAGUUGUAGACUACUGGUGGAGGCAAGAACACUUCACACAAUUUCCCCAGAAAUUGUAGCUUUUCUAGUUAUAGGUAUAUUUUAUUUUAGAAAAUAUAUAAAAACAUUGUUUGAGAUGUGACGUGCUGGAUUGAGAGCUUUAUUGGCCUCAGACUGAAGGUUAUGAUGAGCCUAUUAUAGUCUCUAUAGUUGGGGCAAAGAUAAAAAAAAAUACUGUACAUACAAAGUAGUAAUUCAUCAGCACUCCAGGGAUUCUCAAAAAAAGUUUACGUGCAAAAAGUGUCACGGUCAACGUUUCAGUUCGUAUUUGGAACUUUCCUCAGGACAAACACAAGUGUAUUGCUACAAACAUCACAUAUUUAUAGGACCCUAAUCACUUACUCACUAUUCAUCUGUGCAGGAGGCUGGCAUGCCAUCGUCUAGAGAGCGCAUGGUUGGGCUGAGGAACAGCUGACUUAAUCAUAUCCCUGUUCCCCAGGGCUGGAUCCAUUAGUUAGGAACACCAGGUUGUGAAUGUCUACAACAUAGAUCCGCCCGUUCAUUAAUAUGUGUCUGCCUCUGGGACAUCUAAACUGGCAAGCCGCAUAACCUGGGUAACCAGGACCCGUGUAUCUGGAGCCCCAUACCGGUAAUCAUUUAUGUAGCUGCACUCGUCUCCAUGGACACCGCCAGUAUCUGCAUAGUAGAACUUACAUGCAGGGCUGGAUUAACAUAAGGUCUGAUGGAGCUGCAGUUAUAGACCCAUUUAUUUAAAAAAAUAAAAGUAAUACUUUUUUUUACACACUACUCUUAGGGUUGCCACCUGUCCGGUGGUGAUAUUGGAGUAUUACCAGCAAUACAAAUGCCAGUAUUUUUCUCCGGAUAAACAGAGAUUAUGCUGCAACACCAGCACCUGCCAGGAGGGGUCGCUGUGUGUGAGGAGCGAGGCAGGGAUAGGAAGUUACAGCAUAUACCUACAUCUCUCUACUAACUGAUCUGCGGGGGGGCAGCUAUACAGCACAGAGAGUCCAGCCUGCAGAGACAGUCUAUACCUCAGGGAAGUGAGGGAUGGGAUAAAGGCUGCAGGGAGACUAAGGGACACUGAGACAUGGGGACACAUGGAGACCUCUGGGGACACUGAAACACUUGGGGACACUGAGACACUAGGGGAUGCUGGGAGACAUGGGGACACAGACACACUUGGGGACACAGACAUGGGGAAACAGACACACAUGGGGACAUAGACACUAGGAACACAAUGUCCCCGUGUCCUACACCCAUUGUCUGUGUCCCAAUGUCUCCUAGUGUCUGUGUUCCAUGUCUCCCAGUGUCCAAAGUGUCUGUGUGCCCAUGUCUCCUAGUGUCCCCUAGUGACACUGGGAGACAUGGGGACACAGACACUAGGGGACACUGGGCAACAAGGAGACACUGGGCAACAAGGAGACACGGGGCAACAUGGGGACACUGAGACACUGUGAUACAUAGGGACACUGAUACAUAGUCUGUUUCCCCAAAUGUCUUUGGGGACACUGGGUCUUAGUGACAUGGGGACAUUGGGAAACAUGGGGACACAGACACUAGGGAACACUUGGUGACAUGGGAACACUGGGAGCAAUCCAUCUUUACAGCAGAAUCAAACUAAGUUUUUUUUGGUGACUUUACAGAAUUUUCUCUUGUGUCACUCCUUGUGAUUUACAUCAUGUGAUGUCACGCAUACAUAAUUAGUUAUGUAAAUUAGUAAGGCCUGCAUUUUUUUCCCAAGUAAGGUGGCAACCAUAACUACUCUUCACAUACUCUUGCUUAAGUAUGGAAACUUAAGAGGGAUAUAUGGAAACAAAUCUUGUGUGGACUAGCUGAAAUUAAAUUAGUUCAGGUAAUGCUGACUAUGGUCUCUCUAACACUGUGGCAUGUUCCCUUUCUUCUACAGUCACUACAUCCACCUUUUCUCUGUCUCAGACUGUAUACCAGGAGCUUCUACCUGCUAGUAAGAAGGUAAGGAGACAAGUGGACAUGUGAGUGCUAGGGGACAGUCCUUAGAAAGCAUGGAGCGAGCGCAUCAUUAGACGCAUUUAUGCCAAACUCAGGAUGCUGAUGGCCAGCAUGCAUGAUUGUCAGGCAGCCUAACAUGCAUUCAUGCCAGGCUAACCUUCCAAUUCUUUGGACAGACAUGCCUCCUUUUUGGGCAUGUUUGUCCCUUUCUGAAGUUCUGGCUACGUGAUCUGCAUCAGUGGCCCACCCUUUUACACCGCCCAUUGACUUACUGCUUCACUGGACACUGCUGUUAGGGGGUAUGGAUUUACUUGAAAGGUGAAAGCAUGAAUUAGAGAGCGAGAAGCAUAUUUUAAGAGAGUCUGCGUUUUCUUAUAGCUGCAUCCUAUGUGUUUCCUUCCGGCAACAUCUCCACCAGAUACAUAACGCUUGAGAGGUAUGACUGUUUUAGAGUUUUUGGUAGAUAAGAUUCUGUACUUAGGCCCCUGAUAAUUGUCAGCACCAGGCUCACUGGACUCUUAACCUGGCCCUGCUUACAUGGCAUAAAUCUAAAAUCCCAAUCGGGGAGUGCCGCAACUGUUCAUAAACACAUCUUUACAACAAUAUAUAUUGCAGGACAUCUCAAUAAUUGCUCAUAAAAUACUGAUCUGAUUCAAAGCUUAAUAUUUUAAAAAUACAUAUAUUUUUAGUGUGCAAUACAGUCUAACAGUGCCAGUGCAGAAAUUGAGGCAUAAAAACCUGGUAAUACAGAUAGCUGUCAAAGUGAAGAAUAGUGCAAGAGUACAUUCUAAGUCUGACAAUUUGUGUUUAGGUGACAGUGCCUGUCUAUCACCCCCUCUUCUGGGAGCUGGAAGGUUAUCAGUUGCUACACAUUUCAAUGUCGUAAGUGGGUGGUUCAUUUCCAAAAAGUGCCGUUCAACCGGUUUUGUCCGUUUUAUUGUCCCUGUAUGCUAAACGGAUACCAGACCGAUGUCCCCUUAUCCUUUCACAUAAAGCCAUCUCUGUCUUUCCUGCAUAAUUAAGGGACAAGAUAAUUUGUAAAUCAUCCAAUUUGUAAAACUUAUCCUAUGUGGCAUUUUUAACACUUCCCCUAUGUGCGGAUAAUUGAAACUUUUACAGGGAAUGCGAUGCCCACAAGUAACAAAUCUCAAGCAUCUAACACAUCCCAGGUUUGCUGUAUUUUUAUUGACUGGCAAUUAGUUUUGAACCGGAUAUGUGUGGACCAAUUGGUCUCGCAAAUUUUUAUUCCUUUUAUAGCAAAUCAUGGGUUUGUUGUAUAGAAUCUUGGGAAGGGAUCUGUCGAUCUCAAGUAUAUUCCAAAUCUUAUUGAUAGUUUUUAUCAACUCCAUGCUCGCUGUAUUAUAUAUCAUAUGGAACGUAAUUCUUGGCGGAGUCUCCUUCCGAACCGUUGCCACAGUACCCUGGAAUUUGUCUCUUGCUUUCUGUAGAGAUUUGUCUAAUAUUCUCAGUGUGUAGCCCCUUCUUAAAAAUUUCUCAUACAUCUCCUGUAUUUCACUUUGCGGUUUUCUGGAAUUAUUUCUCAAUACUCUUAAAGGGACUCUCCAGUGCCAGGAAAUCAAACCGUCUCCCUCUCAUCCCAAGUUGCUGAAGGGGUUAAAACCCCUUCAGUGACUUACCUGUAUCCAGCGCCGAUGUCCCUCGGCGCUGGUGCGGGGACCACCCACGCUCCUCCCCCGCUGACGUCAUCCGGCGGGGAGACCUGAUGCCCAUGCGCGUUAGAUCUCCCCAUAGGAAAGCACUGAAAAAUGCUUUCAAUGCUUUCCUAUGGGGAUUUCAGCGAUGCUGGAGGUCCUCACAUAGCGUGUGCUAUAAACAUGUUAGUGCCCUCUAUUGGCCACUAGAGGAGGAGUUAACCCUGCAAGGUAAAUAUUGCAGUUUAUGAAAAGUUGGCACCCAGACCACUCCAAUGCGCAGAAGUGGUCUGGGUGUCUGGAGUGUCCCUUUAAGAAAUGAGAGUGAGGAAGUGAAUCCUUCAGAUGUUUGGGGUGUGCACUCUCAUAAUGUAAUAGUGUUAUGGUCCGUGGAUUUUGAAGAGAGUUGGUAUUCUAUCAUGCCACUUUCGAGCAGUAUCUCCUAGUACAAAAAUUGUAUGGCCUGUGUGUUAACAAGUGGUUCGAGUUUGAGUGGUUUUGUUUGAGAUGUGAUGUGCUGGAUUAAGAGCUUUGUUGGCCUCAGACUGAAAGUUACGAUGAGCCUAUUAUAGUCUCUAUAAUUGGGGGGAAAAAAACAAAACAUAUAUAUAUAUAUAUAUAUAUACACACAACUUCAUAUGUAAACUAGAUAAUGCAGACCAAUACAAAAACCCAACCAGCUAAUGACUAGAUUUUGGCAAAAAGUAAUGUUAAUUUUACCACUGCAAUGUACAAAAUCCAAAAAUUUUAAAAACAUACCAGUUACACAAUUCAUAAAGAAGAUCAAAAUAAGUUAAUUCUCAAGUAUGUAUAAUUCAAGAAUAAUAUAUAAAUAUAGUCAGAUCGCUUGUACAAAAAUAUCAUAAAUGGCAAAAAAGCCCCCCAAAAAUGUUCAAUCUGUAAGAAGUGUUACCUUCUGACAGCGAUAAAUAGACUCGAGAGGGAUAACUAAAUUCACUCAACAUUUUGGCUAAAUAAACCCUUAAAGGACCACUAUAGGCACCCAGACCACUUCAGCUUAAUGAAGUUUCAGAGAAACUGCUAUGUUUACAUUAGGGUUAAUCCAGCCUCUAGUAGCUGUCUCAUUGACAGCCGCUAGAGGCGCUUCCUCGCUUCUCACUGUGAUUUGAGAAGGCUUUUCUAUGCACUGACUGGCCGCGCAUGCGCAUUCAGCCGAUGACGUCCGAAGGAGGAGGAGAAAAGGUAAGAUUUUAAUCCCUUCCUUCCCCUUCAGCUCAGCGGGAUGGGGGCAAUGAGGGUGGGGGGGACCUAUUAAUACUAUAGUGCCAGGAAACCGAGUUUGUUUUCCUGGCACUAUAGUGGUCCUUUAACAAAGCACAGGUGACUUUUAGUUAUUGUUUUAAAUACUGAUUUUAGCCUAAAUUUUCUUAUUCUGUUUUUACUACAAUUCACUGCUUAGUGAAUAGAUACCCAAGUGUUUGUUUUUUGUCGUCUGUAUAAAAAUACAUAUGUAUGGGAUUGUGUGUUUGGCAACCGUCCUUACGUAUAUAGAUGUGCUGAUUUGUGUCCCUGUGUAUGAAUAAAUAUGUGUAAGGCUAGCCUAUGAGCCUACAGGUAAAUGGUCACAUUUGCCGACAAUGCCCUGAAGGUGUGCCAGUCAUAGUGCCUGUUGAAUCCCAGUCUGCAUCUUCUAAUCCUCAUUUGCAGCAGGGGAACUAGUUAUGGCCGUGCCUGUAUUCCAAGAUGGUGGUCACCGCAUGAGGAGACUGGUCAGCGAGCCUGGUGGUGGAGCCAGGACAAUGAUGUGAAAGAGGAGUCUCACAGCCAGUCAUAUUAACCUCAGGUCACCCCUCCUACAGGUGAGACCAGGUUAUGUAAGUCAGCCACUCCUUACUAAGUAGAGCAAUCAGAGCUUGGUUACUUUGUUGCCUGCCUCAGAACUACUAGCGUUUGCCUCUCUGCGUUUCCUGUCCUUGCUGGUUGUCACCUGCCCUGACCUCUUGACCGUCUGACUCUGAUUUCUGUCUGACCCUUCUUCGGAUACCUUUGUCUUGGUUUCUUUUACUUUAUUAAAGCCCCUGUGCCAUCACCGACCCGACAAUAUCCUGUUCUCACCCUCAGAAUGCUUGUAAGGAAGAGCUGUUAGUUCUAGGACUAAACACGACGAUUAGAAAAACUAUCAACCUUUUACACAUGCCCAGCUGCUCUCAAUUGGUUUUUCAGACCUUCAUCAAUACUCAUCAGUGAGUCAGUUUGUGCUGUAGUGGAAAAAGAGUUAGAGAAAUUAUAGCAUUGCAAUAUUGUAUGUUAUAGGUUUACCAACUAUAAUGGAAAUUUUAAAGUUAACCUUUAUCCCAAGAAAAUUAUGUAAGUAGUUCUUUUAGUUUUCCUGGCACUGCAGGUCCCCUCUCCCUCUCACUUCCCAUCCCCGGUUGCUGAAGGGGUGAAAACCCCUUCAGUCACUUACCUGAGACCCCCACCGAUGUCCCUCCCCUUCCUUACGUCAGCCGGUGGGCGAGACUGAUCCCGCCCGCUGGCCGGGGAGACCUAAUGUGCAUGCGCAGCAAUGCCACGCACGCGCAUUAGAGCUCUCCAUAGGAAAGCAUUGAAAAUGCUUUUCAAUGCUUUCCUAUGGGGAAUUGAGCGACGCUGGAGCACAGAAAACCUGUGCUAUAGACACGGAAGUGCCCUCUAGUGGCUGUUUAGUAGGCAGCCACUAAGAGGAGGAGUUAACCCUGCAAGGUAAUUAUUGCAGUUUAUAAAUAACUGCAAUAAUUACACUUGCAGGGUUAAGGGUAGUGGAAGUUGGCACCCAGACCACUCCAAUGGGCAGAAGUGGUCUGGAUGCCUGGAGUGUCCCUUUAAUUGAAAGAACAAAUCUCCCAGGAAAGGAGUACAAAAUCAUAAAAAUUUAGCCCAUUAGUUAUAUUUUACUAACAAUAAUGUGAAAACAAUACAUAAAAAUAAAAUUAUAUGAAAAGGAGAAGGAAGACAAAUGAAGAAUGGUAGGUAUUUAUACAAUUUCCCAAACAAAAUAAGCUUACUUUAAGGGUCAUAUUGGUAAAAGGUCGGGCAUAUGGUGCCAUUUACAUAAAGAAAGAUGCACACAGGCACAGCUCCCCUUGAGGGAUGCCCAUUUAUAUAGCGGACUAGGGACUGAAAAGUUGCAUGGUCAUUGCUCUGUUAACGAUGCACAAGUGCUGCACUUACUGAGGAUUUCGUUGUAGCCGCUGUAUCCAUCAACAGAACACCAGACUACAAACAUUUAAGGGACACUAUAGUCACCAAAACAACUUUAGCUUAAUGAAGCAGUUUUGUUGUAUAGCUCAUACCUCUGCAGUCCCACUGCUCAAUUCUCUGCCAUUUAGGAAUUAAUCACUUUUCUUUAUGCAGUCCUAGUCACACCUCCCUGCAUGUGACUUGCACAGCCUUCCUAAACACUUCCUGUAAAGAGUCAUCUAAUGUUUACACUCUCAGGGUGUUGGGGGUCAGUCCUUAUCCCUCCCUAACCCUGGUGCUCACUGGUACAGGAGGAAGGGAGGAGGUAGUGGGCGGAAUGAUGUAAAUUGCCGAUGAAUGGGAUGGAAACGUUGUACUAUAAGGGAGACAUUAUACCUGGGAUCACACACCUUCCAGCGCUGCUACUAGGAUACACAGCCCACAGGAACUGCCAGCCCCUCCCACAGGGGGCGGAGCUACCAGGACACACUGCCCACAGGUACUGUCAGCCCCACCCACAGGGGGCGGAGCUACCAGGACACACUGUCCACCGUAAAUGCCAGCCCCUCCCACAGGGGGCGGUGCUACUAUGAUACACUGCCAGCCCCUCCCACAUGGGCGGAGCUACUAGGACAUACUGCCCACAGGAACUGCCAGCCCCUCCCACAGUGGGCGGAGCCACGCUGCACUUUCCAAGCCACACGCCGUGUGAUGGAGGACCCGGAGAUCGUUGCCCACCGCGGGCUACUGCGGGAGUUACAGGAUUACACCGAGCGGUGCCAGCGCCAGCUGUCCGAGCUGCUGCACGAGCUGGAGUGGGCUGAGGAUUUCCCCGAGGAGGGAGAGGUGAGGCGGGCCGGGUACACUGUGUAUGAUUAGUAACGCAGUGUGUGUGGCCUCAUACAGGUAUCCGAGCUCAGAGACCAACCGCCUGGCAAAGCAUCAUGGGAAAACUUCAAACACGGCUGUGGGAUCCAGGGGUUACCGGCAAGGGAUCAUGGGAACUUUGAGAGCUGCUAGGGUUGGCUAGUGAUCGCAAAGCAUCAUGGGUAAUGGAGCUCAGCAGUGCCUUUUUCUGGCAAUGCAUCAUGGGUAAUGCAGCUCAGCAGUGUCUGUUUCUGGCAGUGCAUCAUGGGUAAUGCAGCUCAGCAGUGCCUGUUUCUGGCAGUGCAUCAUGGGUAAAGGAGCUCAGCAGUGCCUGUUUCUGGCAGUGCAUCAUGGGUAAAGGAGCUCAGCAGUGCCUGUUUCUGGCAGUGCAUCAUGGGUAAUGCAGCUCAGCAGUGCCUGUUUCUGGCAGUGCAUCAUGGGUAAAGGAGCUCAGCAGUGCCUGUUUCUGGCAGUGCAUCAUGGGUAAAGGAGCUCAGCAGUGCCUGUUUCUGGCAGUGCAUCAUGGGUAAAGGAGCUCAGCAGUGCCUGUUUCUGGCAGUGCAUCAUGGGUAAAGGAGCUCAGCAGUGCCUGUUUCUGGCAGUGCAUCAUGGGUAAUGCAGCUCAGCAGUGCCUGUUUCUGGCAGUGCAUCAUGGGUAAAGGAGCUCAGCAGUGCCUGUUUCUGGCAGUGCAUCAUGGGUAAAGGAGCUCAGCAGUGCCUGUUUCUGGCAAUGCAUCAUGGGUAAAGGAGCUCAGCAGUGCCUGUUUCUGGCAGUGCAUCAUGGGUAAUGGAGCUCAGCAGUGCCUGUUUCUGGCAAUGCAUCAUGGGUAAUGGAGCUCAGCAGUGUCUGUUUCUGGCAGUGCAUCAUGGGUAAUGCAGCUCAGCAGUGCCUGUUUCUGGCAAUGCAUCAUGGGUAAUGGAGCUCAGCAGUGCCUGUUUCUGGCAAUGCAUCAUGGGUAAAGGAGCUCAGCAGUGCCUGUUUCUGGCAAUGCAUCAUGGGUUAGGGAGCUCAGCAGUGCCUGUUUCUGGCAAUGCAUCAUGGGUAAAGGAGCUCAGCAGUGCCUGUUUCUGGCAAUGCAUCAUGGGUAAUGCAGCUCAGCAGUGCCUGUUUCUGGCAAUGCAUCAUGGGUUAGGGAGCUCAGAAGUGCCUGUUUCUGGCAAUACAUCAUGGGUUAGGGAGCUCAGCAGUGCCUGUUUCUGGCAAUGCAUCAUGGGUAAAGGAGCUCAGCAGUGCCUGUUUCUGGCAAUGCAUCAUGGGUAAUGCAGCUCAGCAGUGCCUGUUUCUGGCAAUGCAUCAUGGGUUAGGGAGCUCAGAAGUGCCUGUUUCUGGCAAUACAUCAUGGGUUAGGGAGCUCAGCAGUGCCUGUUUCUGGCAACGCAUCAUGGGUAAUGGAGCUCAGCAGUGUCUGUUUCUGGCAACGCAUCAUGGGUAAUGGAGCUCAGCAGUGCCUGUUUCUGGCAAUGCAUCAUGGGUUAGGGAGCUCAGAAGUGCCUGUUUCUGGCAAUGCAUCAUGGGUUAGGGAGCUCAGCAGUGCCUGUUUCUGGCAAUGCAUCAUGGGUUAGGGAGCUCAGAAGUGCCUGUUUCUGGCAAUGCAUCAUGGGUUAGGGAGCUCAGCAGUGCCUGUUUCUGGCAAUGCAUCAUGGGUAAUGGAGCUCAGCAGUGUCUGUUUCUGGCAAUGCAUCGUGGGUAAAGGAGCUCAGCAGUGUCUGUUUCUGGCAGUGCAUCAUGGGUAAAGGAGCUCAGCAGUGUCUGUUUCUGGCAGUGCAUCAUGGGUAAAGGAGCUCAGCAGUGCCUGUUUCUGGCAGUGCAUCAUGGGUAAAGGAGCUCAGCAGUGCCUGUUUCUGGCAAUGCAUCAUGGCUUAGGGAGCUCAGCAGUGCCUGUUUCUGGCAAUGCAUCAUGGGUAAUGGAGCUCAGCAGUGCCUGUUUCUGGCAAUGCGUCAUGGGUAAUGGAGCUCAGCAGUGCCUGUUUCUGGCAAUGCAUCAUGGGUAAUGGAGCUCAGCAGUGUCUGUUUCUGGCAAUGCAUCGUGGGUAAAGGAGCUCAGCAGUGUCUGUUUCUGGCAGUGCAUCAUGGGUAAUGCAGCUCAGCAGUGUCUGUUUCUGGCAGUGCAUCAUGGGUGAAUGAGCUCAGCAGUGCCUGUUUCUGGCAAUGCAUAGUGGGUACUUGAAACUUUACGCAGGAAACUGAAACUUGGUGCUAGGAUGGAGCAGGUGUUAAUUAAACUCCGCAGGUAAAUUUGACUUCGUGUAAGGACUUUAAAACUGUCAAAGAUUCUUUUUUUUUUUAGCCUAAAACAUGUGAAGUUUUACAUAGCUAUCAUUUCUCCAGUGAGAGAUAUGUAUAUAUCUCAAUAAUCAGCAUGGUUUUAUGAAACACAGGUCAUGCCAAACUAACUUAAGGGAACGCUAUAGGGUCAGGAGCUCAAACGUGUAUUCCUGACCCUAUAGUGUUAAAACCACCAUUAGCCCUCUUAGAAAGGGUUAAAACUUAUCUUAUUUCCAGGCUGGCCCUGCCACCAGUCUACCUCUUUGGAUGACAUCAGAAUUGAUUAUCUUAACCAAUCCAAUGCUUUUCCAUAGGAAAGAUCGUGAAGGAAAUGGGGACAAACGCCAGCCUGGCUCAUAGAGUCCAUGGAAACGCUGAACGUCUGAGCAGCACACUGUGAAGUUGCACCUGGAGGGGUUAUAAGGACUGUAAAGUAAAUACUGCUUUCUCUCUGAAAAGAUAGUGCUUACAUUAAAAAAACCUGCAGGGAAUGACUGUACUUGCAAAAACAGCUACAAUAAGCUGCAGUUGUCCUGGUGACUAUAGUGUCCCUUUAAUUGCAAAAAAGUAGACAUGUGCAAUUUUGUUUCGGUCCGAAUUUAAAUUUGGACGAAUUUCGGCAAUUCGGAUGCUCGUAACUGCCGAAUUUAGAAAUUGCCAAACCGAACUGCCAAAGUCCCGAUGCGAACAAAAUUUCUGAAGUGCCCGAAUCUCAGAGGUGCCGAAGUCCUUUGGAUUUCUGAAAAGUGGCAAAACAGGAGAGGGAGGUAAAAGGACAGGACUCUAACCAUUACCCCAACCUUCCACUAACCCUACCCCUAGGGAUGGUGAGGGAUAAGGUUACGGAAUUGCUGAGCUCUCGAAUUCCCGUGCCGAACCGAAUUUUCGGAAGUACCAAACCGAAUUUUUUGCCCAUGCACAUCCGUACAAAUAAGAAAGUAGUCGUUUACAUAGGAGUGUUGCAGUGGAUGUGAUCUGCUUAUUUUGCCAAGAUUUUUUGAUACAAUUCCUUACCGUAGGUAAGUAUUCAAGUAAAAAAUCAUGGUACAUUUGCUGGGUAAAGUGGAAAGUGGUAUGUAUCCCUCAAGGUUCUGUUCUGGGACCACAUAUAUUAAGAAAUGAUCUUGAACUAGGCAUUAAAAUCAAUGUUUGUGUUUACAGAUGCCACAAAACUCUGUAAAGUAAUACAAUGUGAGCAGAAUAUUGGUUUGCUGCUGAGGGAUUUAGAUUGGGGGACUGGGCAUUCAAAUGGCAGAUGACAUUUAAUGUAGAAAAUGCAAAGUUAUGCACUUCAGGGUAAGUAACGCACAAGCAACUUACACCCUAAAUGGUGGUGAAUUAGAGAUAACACAUGAGAAUGAUUUGGAAAUUGUUACAAACAACAAACUAGGCAACAAUAUGUCGUGUCACUCGGCAGUUGCAAAGGCCAGUAAGAUAUUGUCAUGUAUAAAUAUGGAUAAUAAUUAUAGCAAUGAAAAUAUAAUUUUGCUUCUUUAUAAAUCACUGGUAAGACCACACAUUGAAUAUGCUGUGAAAUUAUGGGCACCUGUUAUAAAGAAGGAUAUUAUGACACUAGAAAGUGUGCAGAGGCCGGCUACAAAAUUGAUAAAAAGGAAUGGUGCAUUUUAGUUAUGAAUCUCUUUAGUUUGGAAAAACGUCUCCUCGGAGGGGAUAUGAUGGCAUUAUACAAAUAUAUUUGGUGUCAAUACAAACCAUUGUCUGGAUAUCUAUUCAUAAACCGGACUAUACACAAGGUCAGACAUUUAGACUGGAAGAAAGGAUAAUAGUUUUUUUUGAAUUUAGAACAAUAAAGAUGUGUAAUUCUAUGCCUGAAGAGGUGGUUUAAUCAGAAUCUAUAGAUGUGUGAACAUGUGAUUUGAUAAAUACUUGCAAAAUAUAAUAUACAAUGAUAUACUUUUUAAUUAGUGGAGAUAUAUCUUUUUCAUCCAGGAGAUAUGACUACCAUUCUGUGGGUCAAGGAGGAAAUUUUCCUAGUUUGCUGAAAAAUUUGAAGUGCUUCAGACUGGGUUUUUGCCUUCUUUUGGAUCAGUGGCAAAAACAAAUGUGAGAGAGGCUGAACUAAAUGGAUGCUCAAUUUAAAUUUUUAUUUUUUUUACUAUACAAUCAUUGUGUGUCAAUUUUUGAACCAGCUGUAAAGCUACAUAGGAAUGUUCGGUUAUUUGAGGUUUCUUUUUUCUCCCUUUUAGAAUUCUGCAAUAUGUCCAUAUGAUGAUAAUCACCGAAUGCCUAGAUCAUCACUGGAUAGGCAUAUUACGAAGUGUAGGCUGCGAAAGCUUGGUUAUAGUAAGGAGGAGGUAAGUACUUGGAGGAUUUCCAUAUCUCUAAUUAUUUGCAUUCUUUAACUUCCUAUUAAUGCUUAAUUUAAAAAAAAAAAAUUUUUUUUUUUAUUCCUACCCAUCUAGACAGACGUAAUGGACACGUGCUUUUUCUAUGAAAAAUCAAAUGUACCUUCAGUUGUUAUUGGUAUGUAUAUUAAGAAACACAUAUUGCUUAUUACCAGUUUACCUGUUGAGACAUGCUUGAAACUAGUUGUUUUUUAUGUCGUAAUUAUUUCUUUCCAAUGAAGAAAAUAAUAAUCUCCUUAGUAGUUAUUCAUUGGAAUAAUGUUAAAAAAAGAUUAAAGGGACACUAUAGUCACCGGAACAACUACAACUUAAUGUAGUUGUUCUGGUGAGUAUAGCAUGUCCCUGCAGGUUUUUUAUUAACACUGCCUCUCCAGAAAAAGACAGUGUUUAAAUUACAGCCUAGGCACACCUCUAGUGGCCACUCCUCAGUCACUAGAGGUGCUUCCUGGGGCAGUUCUGAUGUUCAGCGUCUCCACACUCCAUGCAUCUCUUUGAGGAGAUGUUAAUUGGCCAGGGUGGCAUCCUGCACCGCCUCUGACCUGCCUCCUUGGCUAUCAUCAGAAUUGACAUUCUCAGACAAUCUAAUUCUUCCCGAUGGGAAAGUAUUUUGAUUGGCUUAGAUUGUUAAUGUUGAUGAUAUCCGGCACGGAGGUGGACCAGGUGUGGGGCCAGAUGCAAAGAGCCCUGGAAAAGUAAAUAACCUUUCUCUUAGGAGGUAAGGGGGCCGACCAUCUAAACAGUGGUUUUAGAACUAUUGGAUCAGGAAUACACAUUUGUGUUCCUGACACUGCAGUGCCCCUUUAAUAUUUAAUACAUACUCCUUUGAUUUUACAUUUAUAAAAGUAUUCAGUUGGUGAUAUAUAAAUGCCAGUAAUAAUUGUCUCCAUGCAAAUGGUGGUGGGAAGGAAAAUUGCAUCUCUGAGAGAAUUUUGUUUUGUCUUCCCUAAGGCUUUGGGGCUUGGUUAUAAACUGCAAUUGUGGAGCAAUUUUCAUGAAAAUAUAAUUAAUGUGCAUGUUGACUUCACAUUCAGAACUUUGCCCUUUUAUAAAUAACAAUGAUUGUAUAUUCCGUUUUACACUGAUAAAAAGCCAAGUAAGCACUGAUAAUCCCACCAAGGACUUAAUUCUAUUAGAUAUGACAAACUGCUCCUUUAAUUAAAUAGCUGUUUUUACGUUAUUACUGGUUUUUAUAAAGCGCCAACAUAUUCCGCAGCACUGUACAAUUGGGGAAAAAGACAAUACAAUAAGAACAGACCGAUACAACAGGUAGAGGGGCCCUGCUUGUGAGCUUACAUUGACUUCAGAUAGGUUUGCUUCUGGCACCUUAUUCUAUUUCAUGAUAUAUCUUAUGUGGGUUUCCUGAUCAGGUAGAGUGUGUAAUGACAUUCAGGGUUGAGAAUAUAAAACUUUAUUUCAAAAUAGCUUAACCUUAAAAUUAGCUGUCUUGAACCUGUACAGUUUGGUUAUUUGCACCAGUGUGUGUCAGGGAGGUUCAAAAACAUUGUACGAAUAGCCAAUUUGUGCAUUGCUAUAUUGUUACUUAGAGGGACACUAUAGUCACCCAGACUGCUUCAGCUCAAUGAAAUGGUCUGGGUGCCAGGUCCCUCAGGUUUUAACCCUGCAGAUGUAAAUAUAGCAGUUUCAGAGAAACUUCUAUGUUUACAUUGCAGGGUUAAGCCAGCCUCUAGUGGCUGUCUUCGGACAGCCACUAGAGUCACAUCUGUGACGCUGGAGGCAUAUUAUGUCUCCAUCACGCAGAGCGUCCAUAGGAAAACAUUGAAAAAUGCUUUCCUGUUGACAGCUUGAAUGCGCGUGCAGCUCCGCUGACAUUGGCGGGGGAGGAGAGGUCAUCAGCGCCGAGGGAGCCCGGCGCUGGAAAAUGUAAGCUGCCCAGCGGGAGGGGUCCCUGAGGGUGGGGGCACCCUCAGGGCACUAUAGUGUCAGGAAAUCCGCUUAGUUUUCCUGACGCACUAGUGAUCCUUAAAAAAAAAAAAAAAAAAAAAAAAACCUGAAUCUGAUAAUGCUUUACCUCUAUUUAUGCUAUAUGUGAUUCCGCUAAUAAAAGAAGAAAAACCUGUGAGACAAUGCUAGCAAAGGAUUACUGAAAUAAUGUGUACAAAUGUUUUAUAUUAAGCUCAUAUUGAAAUGCAGGUGAACAUAUGCUAACUAAUAACAUUUUGCUUCUCACCCCAUUAGAUAAAGUCCAACAGUUUCAGAUAAUCAAGGAAACAAGGGACAAUGCUUCUAGUAGCAGAGCUGAUGGAUCAUAUGAGGAAAGUAAGUAAGACUGAAAAGUGUAUAUUUCAAGACUAUGUAUGGGCAUGAGUGAUAAUUUUACAGCAUGGGAAUAGAUGACCUCUCCCACGAAUACAAACAUAAGUGGUUGUGAUGGUCAGUUUCCCAGCCCUUUGGGUAUUACAAUUUCCAAAAGUAUUGUCAACCGGGAACACAAGAGUGAAUGCAAGUAGGUUUUUAGAGUACGUUUACUUUACAUUUGCGCAGGGAAAAGAAAUGAGCUGUGUAUACUCUAAUCAUGGGUAGUGGAAGAUCACAGGAAGCAAUGUGUUAGUUUUUGUUCUUUUAUCUUAUAUAAACCAGUAUGUGUACAGGUAUUGAAAAAUGGCCAACACAAUGAGUAGACCAUUUUUAAACUGCUGUAUAACGGUGCAAAUGCCCUGCCCAAUGACGACAGCCAUUUAUUUGCCAUUAGCAUUUGCUGACAUGACUCUUGUAGUUGUCUAGUGAUAGCAGUGAAACCUUUCUGUUGUUCAGCUAAGAGCAUUAUGUAAAUCAAUCUGUAUGUAUGUUGUGUGUGUUUUUUUUUUUUGUUUUUUUUUUCCGCUCAUUCUAUUACUCAUUGCACUUAUAUAUUUUACUACAAACAUGGUUCUUUUUUUGGUUUCUCUUUUUGUAACAGGGGUGAGUAUAAAGCGGAUUUAAAGUCAUGACAAUGUACAGAUGUGAACCACUGUGUAUAUUCAGUAUCCUUUUUAAAAAUAUCCUUUUGGAAAGACAAGUGGUUGUUUUUUUUUUUUUUUGGUACAUAAAGAUUGCAUUGGUUUUACAAAACAAGAAGUCACAGAAAAUAUUUGACCAGACUAUUAUUUGUUUUGUUUUAAAUGCAUAUUUUUUUUUUAUUCAUCAUCGAAUGAAAUACAAUUAAAACGUUAUGGUUUAAUCCUAGGAAAGGAAGUGUGACAUAAUCUUUUAAAUGUAUUGUGUUCACCAAAGUGAUAAGUGUGUAGCUUUUAGAAGCCAGCAAAAUGUCGACAAAUGCCUCUGUAGCCUAUGGUAUGACACACAGUUUCAUGUCUGCCUGUAAGCAGUUGCCCAAAAGUGCACACCUGUCCGAUCUAUGAUUAAUUUUUUUAUUUUAUUAGGGGGGAGGGGUGAUUGAUCAUGAUUUCACUCAAUGCAAACAAUCUCCGGAAAUAGUGUUUCAUCAAUUCCGUGCCCCAGUUUCCAAAAAUGUCAUAAUUUCCCUUGGUUGACUAUAUGAAGAUACAAAGCAGUCAUCAGAUGUAAUAGCUCCCUCGCAAUGGGUACAUCAAAAUGUUGAGUAGUUGUGAACUUACUUUGUAAGUCGAAGUGAUCAUUUGAGUCCAGUGUAAACCUACUUCUAUGUAGCAAAUAGGGUGUGUGUCCUUUUUUUCCAAUUUGGCAGGGAACUAGUUUGUUUAUCCUAUUACAUCAGAUUACGCGUUCACAACCGCUCACAACAUACACUUUUUUGGGGGGGGACUUGGUCAGAGGUGUCACUUCUUGCUGCAUUUAGCAACUAUCUUGUGAAGUGUCUAUAUGAUUUUCUCCCUGUGGUAUAUUAUCAUUAGUUUUAACUUUCUAUCACAGCACAUUUUUUUAUUUUUUUUUUGUGAAUAAGUCACAUUUGUGCAUUUUGUAUACUGACUUUUUGUCUCUUUGGAACUUAUUUGCUUCAUGUUUCUUUAAAAACUCAAAUAAGUGCUAGUUAUCAGACUCUUUUUUUAAUAGCUAAUAUAUACUGCAAACUGACAAUCGGGGAAACUAUUAGCAACAUUUGCGAUAAUCCCCCUAUGUGAUGAGUUGAGCUAUUUCGUGGAACAUAACAUAAUUAUGCCUCCUUCUCCAUUCUAAAGGUGCAUACUCCUCUUCUUCUGUUGACGUUCCUCACAAUCACAAGCAUGCUAUCUGUGACCUGACACCUGCUGACCGCCUUGCCAUCUAUGACCAUGUCCUUCUGGAGACAAAGAAUAUGCGCUCUUUAUCUGCCCUGGAUCAGAACCAAUCUGAUUUAUUUGAGGAUUUGGCUGCGAAGAUAAACCAAGGUAAGCAUCUGGAAAAAUGAAAACCAACUUCCUUUCUCUUUGCUGCAUGUUAUGAAAUUUGAUUGUAGACACGUAUGAGGAAAGUGACGAUAUUAAGAAUAAAAAAAAUUGAAUGCCAGCCAAUGAUUUUCUUGUUAGGUUUGUUCCACAUCCUGAUGAAAAAUCCUCAUAAUUAGAAAAUAUGUUCUGAUGUGCUUUUCUUAAUUGGGGUAUAUUACCAAAUAGACAAUUCUUUAUAGUCUAUCAGCUUUUGUGAUAUUGAUGGAAAGCCACUGUUGUAGUAGUUUUUUAGGACUUGACAAUGCUAUUUUAACGCCAGAACAUUGAAAGGCGAGAAUAAACAGGUUUACCCAUGUCAAAGUAGUAUCUGUUAACCUGCUGUAAGCAUCUUUUCAAUCUUCAAGCAACUAUGCACAUACAUGCAAGACACAUACACAAGUAAGCUGACUUAUGUACAUUGUGUCCUUAACACUUACUGCUGACUAAGGGAGCAAUUUAUAAUUCCUCUUUGCGUAUAAAUUUAUUAAACCUUAAUGUAUAUUUGUCUGUACACGCAUGUAUACCCAGGACAUACUUGAAAACGAGAGAAAUCUCAAUGUAUCUUUCCUGGUAAAAUAUUUUUAUAAAUAAAACAUUUUAUAAAUAAUAGAGGCAAAGUCCAGGUUUUGGCGAGAAAAUGCACAACCACUGAUCUGUGUUAACCAAGGUAUACCUUAUUUUACCAUUCAGUUCUAAUUGGCUUUUAUUUUAAAGGGAUUUCCCUAGAAAAGUGUUCACAUAGCUCUUGUGAGACGACUACUUUUUGCUGGCCACAGUGCUGUGUGAAUGCUAGUAAAGACAACCACCACAUCAAUUCCUGAGUGCCAGUUUCUCUUAAUAUAGUGAGUCUUGCCUACCUCAGUUCCAGGAAUUCUUCCCCAUUACCUACGGAAAAGCUUGUGUAUGGGGUUUUUUUUUUUUUUUGUUUUUUUUUAAAAUCACUUUUCCCUUCAGAUUAGAGGCAGUGCUUUAUAACAGGGAUUUCUAAUCUGGAGGGAAAAAAAACAGGCAGGCAAUCCCCAAAACUUUCAAGAACCUCCCCCCAAUUAACCUUUGGCACUAUAAAGUGUCUCUUAUCUAAGCCCCAGUUCUUUGCCUGCCUUCGACAGAUGAGGGUGUCAGGUUUUUCCCAAGGAGUAAGGUGAAAGGGCUGAGGCUUGGGAGGCUCUGCUUCUAUUUUUUUUUCACUUUUUUCUGAGAUCUGCCAGGGAUAAGCACGCUGGACAUCUGCAUCUCCCCUGUUUGUAUUUUCUUCCGUCUGUACCGUGCCGGGCAGACGAUGGUGCGCUCGCUGGGACGUCCUGGCGGGGGAACACACAGGUUGCGAUGCUUUCAAUCGUGGAAUCGCGGCACGCAUUUGCACAUGCGCAAUGCGAUUUCAAAAUUCAGGCGCCAAAAUUAUAUAUAUUUUUUUUUUUUUUUUUUUUUUCUCCCUGCUUCAAUCUUGGUUUCCAGGACUUAGAGAGGCUUUUUACCCAGCAGCAACUAACUGUUUGCCAGGUGCACUCAGAAUCUCUUGCAAGUGUGUUCUCACCUUCCCUCCAACACACUUUGAUGCCAUUUAAGGUAAGACUUUUUGCUUUUAUCUUAAAUGAGUCUAGCCUGAAUUGUAAUUCAUUUAAUCUGUGCUGCAUGUUCCCAACCCAGUUAAAAUUGUUAAACAAAAAAGCGCAGAUAAUACUAAGAACAAUGGUAAAAGCUGCUAAACACAUAAAACAUUAUUCCUAAAAUCGUAAAACAAAUAGUGCAUUGAAAGUGUAAGCACUUAGUAGAUCGGUCCCAUAGUAGAUUCUAAUGGGUUCUUAUACAGAUAUAUUAGCAAUUUUGCGCAGAGCCUAUAUAUCUAUGCAUACUUCCCCAGUGGUGUGCUAUAUGUAUGUGUGUGUGUAUUGGUAUAGACAUAUACCAAUAAGCAUAAAUUGUGUAAAAUAAUCUAUUUAUUAUGUUUAAAAAAAAAAAGUAUUCAUAACUAUUGCUAUCAACAGCCACUAACACAGUAUGAAUAAUCACUAAAUGAUGCAACAGAGUCAGUGAUAUAUAAAAAAAGUAAAGUGUUCCUGUGGAAUAUACUACCACUUCUUCACAGGCAGCAAGACCCGUAUGGCAAUUGGAGGUUUAACCGCUGGAUGAUAUCUUUAUGGAGGCUGAUAUCUUAAAAUACUUUUGUAGCGGAUGGAUCAGUUAAAUGCCAGAAUCCCAGCUGCAGUGAAAGUUUCUUAGAGCAAGCAGUAGGCUUUAGUAAGCACUGUAGACAAAUCUCUGAAACUCUGUUGCAAUUAGCCUUAUUUCCACUUCAACAUGAUUCACCUGAUCUCAGUUUCUUAAAGGUGGUGUCUGUUUUCUGCUGGGGCAAAACUUUUCCUGUGCUUAAAGGACCACUAUAGUGCCCUGAGGGUGCCCCCACCCUCAGGGUCCCACUCCCACCAGGCUCUGGAGAGAGGAAAGGGGUUAAACUUACCUUUUUUCCAGCGCCGGGCAGGGAGCUCUCCGCCUCCGAUAUUCCUCUUCGGCUGAAUGCGCAUGCGCGGCAGGAGCUGCGCGCGCAUUCAGCCAGUCUCAUAGGAAAGCAUUUACAAUGCUUUCCUAUGGACGCUGGCGUCUUCUCGCUGUGAUUUUUCACAGUGAGAAGCACGCAAACGCCUCUAGCGGCUGUCAAUGAGACAGCCACUAGAGGCUUUGGAGGCUGGAUUAACCCUAUUAUAAACAUAGCAGUUUCUCUGAAACUGCCAUGUUUAUAAAAAAAAUGGGUUAACCCUAGCUGGACCUGGCACCCAGACCACUUCAUUAAGCUGAAGUGGUCUGGGUGCCUAGAGUGGUCCUUUAACUCCAAGUUUGCAAAUUUGAUGUUUUCUGUGGUUAUUUUGUAAGUUUUAUGAAGUUUUAAUUCAGUGUCCUUUUAAAAUUAUUCUUUGGACCACAGUAUUAGGAAUUCUUUUACAUUUUGUCCUUUUAUUAAAAAAAAAAAAAAAAAAAAAUUUUUUUAAAAAAAAUUUUUUUAUUUUUUUUUUACGUGUGAAACAUACAACAUUUGAUCUUACGGUGCCACAACAGCAUCCACAAGUGUAUUAUAAGCAGUUAGUUAACAUGGCAUGUGAGGGGUACGGCACAUUUUUUUUUAUAUUGACAAGCAAAACAAUGAAAGAUUAUAUUACACAAGAUUUCAGAUAAUUCACGAGUUGUCAGGCUAAAUGUUAACAGAAACAAUCACACAGGUUAAGAUCAGGCUAACUUGGGUAGCAGCAAUUUGUCAAUCCCUACAUCAGUGUUGGUAUAUGUAUUUGCUUACAGGGUUAACGUUGGAGUAUCAGCAAGCUUAAUGAGAAUGGCUGAACUGGACUGAUGAUCCACUGCUAUGUAGUGUGGUGUGCCUGUGAAAUGUGAUUACGCUGCAUGAGCUUAGUGUAGUAUUGCUGCAUGUGUGCCUGCGUGUAAGACCAUGUAGGAAGUUUACAAGUAAGGAACAUCAGGCAUAAGGAAAAUUCUCUUAAUUUGUCAAGUAAUUAACAAGUGAGCACAUGACCACUGGAGUUGAGGCUAAGACGAGCUAAGUGGCAGCAGUGUACUAUGGAGCAUAUGAGGUCUGAUGCUGCUUUUGAUUUACAUGAAGCCAGUGUCUCUGACAAGGUCCAAGCGUCCUGGGGCUGCAGGCACCACUGUGUUUGCACUGCCAUUUGUGUCACCCAUUCCAUCUGAUCUUGUAGCCUGGGACAUCUGGGGUGUAUUUAUUGCAGAUCUGCAGCGCUUGCUGGCGGUGGUCUGCUCCUUCAUCCCCCUGACGCUUGGUGUCUGCUUCUGUUCGGGUGGUAUAGCGAUUACCACACCUCCGGCCCCCGGCUCUUGAUGUUUCAACUUUGGGGGCUCCCCACCCGGGAAGGUGGUCGUGGAGCCAGGCUUGAUCCGUGAGUGGGUAAGUAGGGGCUUGUCAGAGGGUCGGACGCUUGUCUGCUGGUUCGGGCUCCGUGGCCCAUGGUGUAUGCUGCUUAUUGCAUGCCGAGCUGCUUGCAGGUAGAUGCAGAUGCGAUUCUCGGCUUCAGUUGCGUCUCUGCCAUUUUGGCGCCCAGGCGUGGGAUGCGCAGUGUUAGGCGGACUCGGAGGGUCAGGAUUGGGCGGUGGUUCCCUCCAGUAUGGACCGGGAUAAACCCCCAGUCCAUGGGGGGGAAGCAGGGACCCAUGAGACACAUCACUGGCAGCCAGGUUCUGACACGGGACGGCGGCCGUCCGCCCCACUCGUCACCCACAUAGGCCGCAGGCCCUGAAGCCUCGCAUUUCCCCUGGGGCUGCAAAACUUCCGGUCUCGGGGACCGCAGUGGCAACGGCAACCACCUGGACAUGAGAGGUGGCCUCUUGGCUCUGAGACAGGCUUUAAGCUUGGCCUUUUCCCCCAAAGUAGGCCAAUUCCUGCAGGAGCCUCUCCAGCCUGCGACCGGUCAGCAUGGCAGUCGGCCACCGCCCCCACAUUUUCAUCCUUUUUGAUUCCAAAUCCUAAAAUUUAGGUUUUUUUGUUUGUUUUUGUAUUGAAUGUGCUAAACUGACUGUUGGAAUUGCAAAAUAAAUUACCUGUUGUAUUAACACAUGCUGCAAGGAGGAUACACUAAGUAAAAUUAUGUUAACAAACCUUAGUGUGACCCAAGUUAUUGCUUGAUAUCUAAAAAGAUACGGUACAGUCGAGACAUCUUAUAGUUUAAGUCUGAGAGACAAGGUAAAACAGUUCUAAACAAUUUAUAACUUCUUUACAGAUGAUGACCAGAAAGGUCCUAAAUCUCACCUUGAAAUUAUGGCAGAAAUGAGAGACUAUAAGAGGCGCAGACAAUCCUAUAGAGCUAAGAAUGUUCAUAUAACUAAGAAGUCUUACACAGAGGUAAGUUAUUAAUCAUGGAAGCUGAUUGUAGCUGAAUGUAGUGUCCCACUCUUUUUUAUAAUUUUGCUUCACAACUUGUCAUAUAUGUUUUUAAAAGAGCUAGUCAUUUGUUUGAAUAAGGCUGUGACUGAAGGGUUAAAAGUACUUCUGUACAGGUUAUGAUGAGUAGGUUGUUCUUUUUAGCUAGGAUGCACUCCAAUAGGCUUUAAUGGGUCCAAAUCAACAUGCACACCUAUUUCCUCAAAUCUGAGCGCAGUAUCCAGCUCGCAUUCCCACUGCACCUACAGUACCCACAACUACAUAGCUACUUACACCAGCAGCCACACAUAG